AGAGGGACCCAGACUACCUGAAGCUGUGGCUGGAGAUCUUCAUUGGCUCCUAUGAGAGAUGUCUAGAUGUGGACUUUGAGAAGCCACCCUCCAGGUAAGCAUAGCCCCAGAGGUGGGACCAAGUCACAAGGUCCAAGUCUCAAGUCGAGUCCAAGUCGUGCAUUCUAAGAGCAAGUCAUGUCGAGUCACACGUUUUUUGAAGUCAAGUAAAAUUAAAACAUUCUAUACAUGCAAUGACUUGUUCAACUACAAAUCGUCGUCUAUUUAUUGAGGCUACCAGACAUACCUUUUUAUUAUUUUGUCUAGAACACAUUUUGAUGAUGUAAUAAUUAAUUUGAACAAUAAAUUCCAAAUGUUAAUGAUUAAUUUCAGUGAAUUUUGACAUACCAAAAGAACAGUAGGACUAUGCUAGUAGCUGUUGCUUGAAGCCCCAUUGCUGGUGAGCUUGCAGAGUAAAUGGUUCCUAUUCACCAAACCAUUGUUGGAGCUGCAUAUUAAUGCCAAUCCUCUCUCCCUGCACCUGAUCCUAGAUCUGUACGGCAUAUCAACAGUCUGUUCUCUAGCUCAGUGCUUUUCAAACUUUUUGACACGUGACCCCUAAAAUGUAGUGGUUCUAAGCUUGCGACCCCCGCACACAUACGUGCAAGCGCGCACAAUCGCUGCACAAAUGUAGCCUGUCAUUACAGCAAUAAACGAUGAUGCGUAUUCAAAACGCAAGAUACAUAAAUAAACUGUGUUUUGCACCUUCAUUUUGAGCUGAAAGUCAUUCAUGUUAGCAGUCAAUAUCAACUAGGGAUAUCAUGCCACAUUGUCACUUCUCUGGAGUCCAGAGCAAGCAGGAUCAUACGGCCUAACUGUAUGUAGCAGGAUCAUACGGCCUACCUGUAUGUAGCAGGAUCAUACGGCCUACCUGUAUCAAGCAGGAUCAUACUGCCCACCUGUAUGUAGCAGGAUCAUACGGCCUACCUGUAUCAAGCAGGAUCAUACUGCCCACCUGUAUGUAGCAGGAUCAUACGGCCUACCUGUAUGCAGCAGGAUCAUACGGCCUACCUGUAUGCAGCAGGAUCAUACGGCCUACCUGUAUGUAGCAGGAUCAUACGGCCUACCUGUAUGUAGCAGGAUCAUACGGCCUACCUGUAUGUAGCAGGAUCAUACGGCCUACCUGUAUGUAGCAGGAUCAUACGGCCUACCUGUAUGUAGCAGGAUCAUACGGCCUACCUGUAUGAAGCAGGAUCAUACGGCCUACCUGUAUGAAGCAGGAUCAUACGGCCUACCUGUAUGCAGCAGGAUCAUACGGCCUACCUGUAUGCAGCAGGAUCAUACGGCCUACCUGUAUGUAGCGGAGGUUGCAGCAUCGGAUGGAAAGCAUGAUCUGUCUGUAACCUUUUUCUUCCUCACAAAUAUCAAUAUUAAUUGGCUAGAAUAUGUUACAUCUUCAUCCCAUAGGUAUUGAAGUUAGUGUGAUGUUAGAGCUAACUUUAAACAUAUAGCCAAUACCACCACUGAGGUAUAGCAUUAUAACCCACACAAACUAGGCCUAACUAAAAUAUAUACAGUACCAGUCAAAAGUUUGGACACACCUACCCAUUCAAGGGUUUUUCUUUAUUUUUACUAUUUUCUACAUUGUAGAAUAAUAGUGAAGACAUCAAAACUAUGAAAUAACACAUAUGGAAUCAUGUAGUAAACAACAAAGUGUUAAACAAAUCUAAAUAUAUUUUAGAUUCUUCAAAGUAGCCACCCUUUGCCUUGAUGACAGCUUUGCACACUCUUGGCAUUCUCUCAACCAGCUUCACCUGGAAUGCUUUUGCAACAGUCUUGAAGGAGUUCCAACAUAUGCUGAGCACUUGUUGGCUGCUUUUCCUUCACUCUGCGGUCCAACUCAUCCCAAACCAUCUCAAUUGGGUUGAGGUCGGGGGAUUGUGGAGGCCAGGUCAUCUGAUGCAGCACUCCAUCACUCUCCUUGGUCAAAUAGCCCUUACACAGCCUAGAGGCUUUAACUUUAAAAGUUCUUGACAUUUUCCGUAUUGACCAACCUUCAUGUCUUAAAGUAAUGAUGGACUGUCGUUUCUCUUUGCUUUUUGGAGCUGUUCUUGCCAUAAUGUGGACUUGGUCUUUUAUCAAAUAGGGCUAUCUUCUGUAUACCACCCCUACCUUGUCACAACACAGCUGAUUGGCUCAAACGCAUUAAGAAGGAAAUAAAUUCAAAUUAACUUUUAACAAGGCACACCUGUUAAUUGAAAUGCAAUCCUGGUGACUACCUCAUGAAGCUGAUUGAGGGAAUGCCAAUACUGUGCAAAGCUGUCAUCAAGGCAAAGGGUGGCUACUUUGAAGAAUCUCAAAUAUAAAAUAUAUUUUGAUUUGUUUAACACUAUUUUGGUUGCUACAUGAUUCCAUAUGUGUUAUUUCAUAGUUUAGAUUUGUAGAUUAGUAGAUAGUAGAUUGCCUAACGGUACUUUACACAGAGUGUACAAAGCACUAGGAACACCUCUUUCCAUGACAGACUGACCAGGUGAAUCCAGGUGAAAGCUAUGAUCCCACUUCAAUCAGUGUAGAUGAAGGGGAGGAUACUUUUUAAGCCUUGAGACAGUUGAGACAUCAUGGAUUAUGUAUGUGUGUCAUUCAGAGGGUGAAUGGGCAAGACAAAAGAUUUAAGUGCCUUUGAACGGGGUAUGGUAGUAGGUGCCGGGUGCACCGGUUGAGUGUGUCAAGAACUGCAACCCUGCUGGGUUUUUCACGCUCGACAGUUUCCCGUGUGUUUCAAGAAUGGUCAUGGACAUCCAGCCAAUUUGUGGGAAGCAUUGGAGUUAACAUGGGCCAGCAUCCCUUUGGAUGCUUUCGACACCUUGUAGAGUCCAUGCCCGACGAAUUGAGGCUGUUCUGAGGGCAAAAGGGUGUGCAACUCAAUAUUAGGAAGGUGUUCCUAAUGUUUGAUGUACUCUGUAUGCAGCCUAUUAAAAUAUGUAUGAAAAAUAUAUAUUUUUCCUUAUCAGUUUCACACUCGCAACCCCCCAAAACCUUCUCACUGCACUAGCUCAUCUGACCUGUGUUGAUUGACAGUUUGCAGGUCCAAUCAGAGGUCCGAGUGAGCAUUUCACUAGCCAAUCAGUUUUUUUUGCAAGUGGGAUACUGUCUCGGGCUGUGUGGAGAGUAAUUCACAGAGACUCUGUGCCACAAAAUGAGUGACAAAACAUUAAACACGGUUAUCAGUGUCAAAGUCGAGUCCCAAGUGUUGAUGCUCCAAGUCCAAGUCAAGUCUCAAGUUAUUUUAUUUUCCAUCAAGUUGAUUGUCAAGUCAUCAAAUUUGAGUCCACACCUCUGCAUGGCCGUCUACCAAAUCCAGGAUAUUUGUGCCACUGGAGUGUGUGUGUGUGUGUUGCUUACUGCAAUGUCAGCCAAAUCUAACUGGAGCUACAUGUGAGUGAGUGAGUGAGUGAGUGAGUGAGUGAGAGAGAGAGACUCUCUGCUCUCACAUGCCUGGUCAGUCCUGUCAGAUGACGGUUACGUAAGGGUGUGUGGGAUUGGAGAGCGUGUAGUGCGGAGCAAUGUGAAAGCAGAUUACUUUCCAUUAGAUCCGCCAGUACGGUUGUUUGUUCGGUGCCGUGCCUCUUUCCCACUCCAACCUCUCUCUCUCUCUUUCCCACUCCAACCUCUCUCUCUCUCUUUCCCACUCCAACCUCUCUCUCUCUUUCCCACUCCACCUCCCCCCUCUGCCGCAGCUGUCCUGCUUUCCCAGCGACACGCUCUUACCCCGAUUUGGGAAUGCUCAUCUGGGCUCUGUUUGGUCUGUUUGGGAAAAUAACCCAUUCCUCUAGGAUGAGCUCAGUCUACAGAGGGGGACAGAGACAGAGCUAGGUUCGCUGAUGUUAGCAGUGCAGUGGAAGGUUUUAUGACAUUAGCCUAUCAGCAAACACUAGUAUUAAGGGCAUCAUGGUGUGUUGCUGAGGUAGAUGUGUGUAAUGUACCUGAAUGCCCUAGAGGUUUGGGUGGUUUAUUUGCCUGUGUGUGUGCUUGCAUAGUAUUUGUGUGAAUGCAGGUGAGAGGUGAGCAUGUUUUGGUGUUCCCCUUAUUUCACCACCAUCACUAACUCUGUCUCUCUCGGUCUCUCUCUCGGUCUCGCUCUCUCCUGGUCUCGCUCUCUCUUGGUCUCUCUCUCGGUCUCUCUCUCUCUCUCUCGGUCUCUGUCUCUCUCUGUCUCUCUGUCUCUCUCUCUCUGUCUCUGUCUGUCUCUCUCUCAUUCUCUGUCUGUCUGUGUCUCCCUCUCCCUCCCUCCCAGGUUGGAGGAGGUGCCUCCAGUGAUGACCCUGCUGCCAGACAACAUCCUGCAGGUGUUGCGUCACCAGCUGCUCCAGUGUGUCCAGAAGGCCUCGGACGGCCUGGAGCAGGAGCAGCAGAACCUGGCCCUCCUGCUGGUCAAGUUCCUCAUCGUGGCCUGCAGGUUGGUCUGUGUGUGGUGUGUCUGUACGACCAGGAACAGCAGAGUCUGGCCCCUCCACCUACCAAGGCCUGGUUGUGUGAACCCGGUCUGUCCAUAUUAAGGUGGUUGAGUGUGUGGUUGGACCACAGAAUUUGAAUAAUUUGUAAUUCUGUGGGUUGGACCACUUUUAUAGGUAAUGUCUAUGGAUAGGAACCACUCUAGCCUAGGUUGACAGGUCUUAGUGCCCCUGGUUUUAAACCUCCUUCUGCAGCCUAGCAGUAGGAGUAGGCAGGUGGUUCAGGAUGGCACGCAAUAGAACGUUAUUUGCAACAGAAAGCGAAAACAAGUGAAAGUAUCUCCCUGGCUGCUUCAGUCUGUAGUCUUCUAUAUGGUGCCGUCAUGAACAUGACCCUUAGGGGUAUGCAACAAAGCAGGAUCAAUGAGUUAGACAGCUAUCUUGCCUUCAUAUUCUGAAAUAACUUUUUAUUUAAAAAAAGAUAACCUUGAAAUGGGCAUGGUCUAAUUGACUCAACAACCAAAAACAGAUAUCUUAGUUUAGCUUUCUUAAUGAACCAGAAAAUCAAUAGUGAUGUCUAAAUGUCAAAUGUAGCACAUUUAUCCAGCUUUGUAGUGAUGGAUGAUGAGCUACUAUAACAGACAUGACUCUCUCUCUCUCUGUUGGAACCUGUCACUACUAUAACAGAUAUGACUCUCUCUCUCUCUCUGUUGGAACCUGUCACUACUAUAACAGACAUGACUCUCUCUCUGUUGGAUCCUGUCACUACUAUAACAGACAUGACUCUCUCUCUGUUGGAACCUGUCACUACUAUAACAGAUAUGACUCUCUCUCUCUGUUGGAACCUGUCACUACUAUAACAGACAUGACUCUCUCUCUCUCUGUUGGAACCUGUCACUACUAUAACAGACAUGACUCUCUCUCUGUUGGAACCUGUCACUACUAUAACAGACAUGACUCUCUCUCUGUUGGAACCUGUCACUACUAUAACAGAUAUGACUCUCUCUCUCUGUUGGAACCUGUCACUACUAUAACAGACAUGACUCUCUCUCUCUCUGUUGGAACCUGUCACUACUAUAACAGACAUGACUCUCUCUGUUGGAACCUGUCACUACUAUAACAGAUAUGACUCUCUCUCUGUUGGAACCUGUCACUACUAUAACAUACAUGACUCUCUCUCUGUUGGAACCUGUCACUACUAUAACAGACAUGACUCUCUCUCUCUGUUGGAACCUGUCACUACUAUAACAGAUAUGACUCUCUCUCUCUGUUGGAACCUGUCACUACUAUAACAGACAUGACUCUCUCUCUCUGUUGGAACCUGUCACUACUAUAACAGACAUGACUCUCUCUCUCUCUCUGUUGGAACCUGUCACUACUAUAACAGAUAUGACUCUCUGUUGGAACCUGUCACUACUAUAACAGAUAUGACUCUCUCUCUCUCUGUUGGAACCUGUCACUACUAUAACAGAUAUGACUCUCUCUCUGUUGGAACCUGUCACUACUAUAACAGAUAUGACUCUCUCUCUGUUGGAACCUGUCACUACUAUAACAGACAUGACUCUCUCUCUGGAACCUGUCACUACUAUAACAGAUAUGACUCUCUCUCUCUCUGUUGGAACCUGUCAUUACUAUAACAGAUAUGACUCUCUCUCUCUCUGUUGGAACCUGUCACUACUAUAACAGAUAUGACUCUCUCUCUCUGUUGGAACCUGUCACUACUAUAACAGACAUGACUCUCUCUCUCUCUCUGUUGGAACCUGUCACUACUAUAACAGAUAUGACUCUCUCUCUCUCUGUUGGAACCUGUCACUACUAUAACAGACAUGACUCUCUCUCUGGAACCUGUCACUACUAUAACAGACAUGACUCUCUCUCUGGAACCUGUCACUACUAUAACAGAUAUGACUCUCUCUCUCUGUUGGAACCUGUCAUUACUAUAACAGAUAUGACUCUCUCUCUCUCUGUUGGAACCUGUCACUACUAUAACAGAUAUGACCUCUCUCUGUUGACCUUCAUACUUACAAUAUGCUCUCUCUCUGUUGGAACCUGUCACUACUAUAACAGAUAUGACUCUCUCUCUCUCGUUGGAACCUGUCACUACUAUAACAGAUAUGACUCUCUCUCUCCUCUGUUGGAACCUGUCACUACUAUAACAGACAUGACUCUCUCUCUCUCUCUCUCUGUUGGAACCUGUCACUACUAUAACAGAUAUGACUCUCUCUCUCUCUGUUGGAACCUGUCACUACUAUAACAGAUAUGACUCUCUCUCUCUCUGUUGGAACCUGUCACUACUAUAACAGAUAUGACUCUCUCUCUCUCUGUUGGAACCUGUCACUACUAUAACAGAUAUGACUUCUCUCUGGACCUCAUACUUAAGACACUCCUCUCGUGAACCUUCACUAUAACAGAUAUGACUCUCUCUCUCUCUGUUGGAACCUGUCACUACUAUAACAGACAUGACUCUCAUCUCUCUCUGUUGGAACCUGUCACUACUAUAACAGAUAUGACUCUCUCCUCUCUCUGUUGGAACCUGUCACUACUAUAACAGACAUGACUCUCUCCUCUCUCUGUUGGAACCUGUCACUACUAUAACAGAUAUGACUCUCUCUCUCUUGUUGGAACCUGUCACUACUAUAACAGACAUGACUCUCUCUCUCUCUCUCUGUUGGAACCUGUCACUACUAUAACAGAAUGAUACUCUCUCCUCUCUGUUGGAACCUGUCACUACUAUAACAGACAUGACUCUCUCUCUCUCUGUUGGAACCUGUCACUACUAUAACAAUAUGACUCUCUCUCCUGUUGGAACCUGUCACUACUAUAACAGACAUGACUCUCUCUCUCUGUUGGAACCUGUCACUACUAUAACAGAUAUGACUCUCUCUCUGUUGGAACCUGUCACUACUAUAAACAGACAUGACUCUCUCUCUGUUGGAACCUGUCACUACUAUAACAGAUAUGACUCUCUCUCUCUGUUGGAAACCUGUCACUACUAUAACAGACAUGACUCUCUCUCUCUCUGUUGGAACCUGUCACUACUAUAACAGAUAUGACUCUCUCUCUGUUGGAACCUGUCACUACUAUAACAGACAUGACUCUCUCUCUGUUGGAACCUGUCACUACUAUAACAGAUAUGACUCUCUCUCUGUUGGAACCUGUCACUACUAUAACAGACAUGACUCUCUCUCUCUCUGUUGGAACCUGUCACUACUAUAACAGAUAUGACUCUCUCUGUUGGAACCUGUCACUACUAUAACAGAUAUGACUCUCUCUCUCUGUUGGAACCUGUCACUACUAUAACAGACAUGACUCUCUCUCUCUCUGUUGGAACCUGUCACUACUAUAACAGACAUGACUCUCUCUCUCUCUGUUGGAACCUGUCACUACUAUAACAGAUAUGACUCUCUCUCUGUUGGAACCUGUCACUACUAUAACAGAUAUGACUCUCUCUCUCUGUUGGAACCUGUCACUACUAUAACAGACAUGACUCUCUCUCUCUCUGUUGGAACCUGUCACUACUAUAACAGACAUUGACUCUCUCUCUCUCGUUUGGAACCUGUCACUACUAUAACAGACAUGACUCCUCUCCUUUCUCCUCUGUUGGAACCUGUCACUACUAUAACAGAUAUGACUCUCUCUCUCUGUUGGAACCUGUCACUACUAUAACAGACAUGACUCUCUCUCUCUCUGUUGGAACCUGUCACUACUAUAACAGACAUGACUCUCUCUCUCUGUUGGAACCUGUCACUACUAUAACAGACAUGACUUCUCUCUCUCUUGACUCCUACUAACAUGACUCUCUGUUGGAACCUGUCACUACUAUAACAGAAUGACUCUCUCUUCUCUGUUGGAACCUGUCACUACUAUAACAGACAUGACUCUCUCUCUCUCUGUUGGAACCUGUCACUACUAUAACAGACAUGACUCUCUCUCUGUUGGAACCUGUCACUACUAUAACAGAUAUGACUCUCUCUCUCUGUUGGAACCUGUCACUACUAUAAAAGACUUGACUCUUCUCCUCUCCUCUCUGUUGGAACCUGUCACUACUAUAACAGAUAUGACUCCUCUCUCUGUUGGAACCUGUCACUACUAUAACAGACAUGACUCUCUCUCUGUUGGAACCUGUCACUACUAUAACAGAUAUGACUCUCUCUCUCUGUUGGAACCUGUCACUACUAUAACAGACAUGAUCCUCUCUCUCUUGACCGUCACUACUAUAACAAAGACUUCUCUCUCUGUUGGAACCUGUCACUACUAUAACAGAUAUGACUCUCUCUCUCUGUUGGAACCUGUCACUACUAUAACAGACAUGACUCUCUCUCUGUUGGAACCUGUCAUUACUAUAACAGAUAUGACUCUCUCUCUCUGUUGGAACCUGUCACUACUAUAACAGACAUGACUCUCUCUCUGUUGGAACCUGUCACUACUAUAACAGAUAUGACUCUCUCUCUCUGUUGGAACCUGUCACUACUAUAACAGACAUGACUCUCUCUCUCUCUGUUGGAACCUGUCACUACUAUAACAGAUAUGACUCUCCUCUGUUGGAACCUGUCACUACUAUAACAGAUAUGACUCUCUCUCUCUGUUGGAACCUGUCACUACUAUAACAGACAUGACUCUCUCUCUCUCUGUUGGAACCUGUCACUACUAUAACAGACAUGACUCUCUCUCUCUCUGUUGGAACCUGUCACUACUAUAACAGAUAUGACUCUCUCUGUUGGAACCUGUCACUACUAUAACAGAUAUGACUCUCUCUCUCUGUUGGAACCUGUCACUACUAUAACAGACAUGACUCUCUCUCUCUCUGUUGGAACCUGUCACUACUAUAACAGACAUGACUCUCUCUCUCUCUGUUGGAACCUGUCACUACUAUAACAGACAUGACUCUCUUUCUCUCUGUUGGAACCUGUCACUACUAUAACAGAUAUGACUCUCUCUCUCUGUUGGAACCUGUCACUACUAUAACAGACAUGACUCUCUCUCUCUCUGUUGGAACCUGUCACUACUAUAACAGACAUGACUCUCUCUCUGUUGGAACCUGUCAUUACUAUAACAGAUUAUGACUCUCUCUCUCUCUCUGUUGGAACCUGUCACUACUAUAACAGAUAUGACUCUCUCUCUCUCUGUUGGAACCUGUCACUACUAUAACAGACAUGACUCUCUCUCUCUGUUGGAACCUGUCACUACUAUAACAGACCAUGACUCUCUCUCUGUUGGAACCUGUCACUACUAUAACAGAUAUGACUCUCUCUCUCUGUUGGAACCUGUCACUACUAUAACAGACAUGACUCUCUCUCUCUCUGUUGGAACCUGUCACUACUAUAACAGAUAUGACUCUCUCUCUGUUGGAACCUGUCCACUACUAUAACAGACAUGACUCUCUCUCUGUUGGAACCUGUCACUACUAUAACAGAUAUGACUCUCUCUCUCUGUUGGAACCUGUCACUACUAUAACAGACAUGACUCUCUCUCUCUCUGUUGGAACCUGUCACUACUAUAACAGAUAUGACUCUCUCUCUGUUGGAACCUGUCACUACUAUAACAGACAUGACUCUCUCUCUGUUGGAACCUGUCACUACUAUAACAGAUAUGACUCUCUCUCUCUGUUGGAACCUGUCACUACUAUAACAGACAUGACUCUCUCUCUCUCUGUUGGAACCUGUCACUACUAUAACAGAUAUGACUCUCUCUGUUGGAACCUGUCACUACUAUAACAGAUAUGACUCUCUCUCUCUGUUGGAACCUGUCACUACUAUAACAGACAUGACUCUCUCUCUCUCUGUUGGAACCUGUCACUACUAUAACAGACAUGACUCUCUCUCUCUCUGUUGGAACCUGUCACUACUAUAACAGAUAUGACUCUCUCUGUUGGAACCUGUCACUACUAUAACAGAUAUGACUCUCUCUCUCUGUUGGAACCUGUCACUACUAUAACAGACAUGACUCUCUCUCUCUCUGUUGGAACCUGUCACUACUAUAACAGAUAUGACUCUCUCUCUCUCUGUUGGAACCUGUCACUACUAUAACAGACAUGACUCUCUUUCUCUCUGUUGGAACCUGUCACUACUAUAACAGAUAUGACUCUCUCUCUCUGUUGGAACCUGUCACUACUAUAACAGACAUGACUCUCUCUCUCUCUGUUGGAACCUGUCACUACUAUAACAGACAUGACUCUCUCUCUCUGUUGGAACCUGUCAUUACUAUAACAGACAUGACUCUCUCUCUCUCUCUCUCUCUCUGUUGGAACCUGUCACUACUAUAACAGAUAUGACUCUCUCUCUCUCUGUUGGAACCUGUCACUACUAUAACAGACAUGACUCUCUCUCUCUCUGUUGGAACCUGUCACUACUAUAACAGACAUGACUCUCUCUCUGUUGGAACCUGUCACUACUAUAACAGAUAUGACUCUCUCUCUCUGUUGGAACCUGUCACUACUAUAACAGACAUGACUCUCUCUCUCUCUGUUGGAACCUGUCACUACUAUAACAGAUAUGACUCUCUCUCUGUUGGAACCUGUCACUACUAUAACAGACAUGACUCUCUCUCUGUUGGAACCUGUCACUACUAUAACAGAUAUGACUCUCUCUCUCUGUUGGAACCUGUCACUACUAUAACAGACAUGACUCUCUCUCUCUCUGUUGGAACCUGUCACUACUAUAACAGAUAUGACUCUCUCUGUUGGAACCUGUCACUACUAUAACAGAUAUGACUCUCUCUCUCUGUUGGAACCUGUCACUACUAUAACAGACAUGACUCUCCUCUCUCUGUUGGAACCUGUCACUACUAUAACAGACAUGACUCUCUCUCCUCUGUUGGAACCUGUCAGUACUAUAAAGACAUGACUCUCUCUCUCUCUCUGUUGGAACCUGUCACUACUAUAACGACAUGACUCUCUCUCUCUCUGUUGGAACCUGUCACUACUAUAACAGAUUGACUCUCUCCUCUCUGUUGGAACCUGUCACUACUAUAACAGACAUGACUCUCUCUCUCUCUGUUGAACCUGUCACUACUAACAGAACUCUCCUCUUCGUUGGAACCUGUCACUACUAUAACAGAUAUGACUCUCUCUCCUCUGUUGGAACCUGUCACUACUAUAACAGACUCUUUCCGUUGAACUGAUACUAUAACAGACAUGACCUCUCUCUCUCUGUUGGAACCUGUCACUACUAUAACAGACAUGACUCUCUCUCUCUCUGUUGGAACCUGUCACUACUAUAACAGACAUGACUCUCUCUCUCUGUUGGAACCUGUCAAUACUAUAACAUGACUCUCUCUCUCUGUUGGAACCUUCAUUACUAUAACAGACAUGACUUACUCUCUCUCUCUCUCUCGUUGGAACCUGUCACUACUAUAACAUAUAUGACUCUCAUCUUGUUGGAACCUGUCACUACUAUAACAGAUAUGACUCUCUCUCUUGUUGGAACCUGUCACUACUAUAACAGACAUGACUCUCUCGCUCUUGUUGGAACCUGUCAUUACUAUAACAGACAUGACUCUCUCCCUCUCUCUUGUUGGAACCUGUCACUACUAUAACAAUAUACUCUCUUUCUCUCCUAAUUAAUUUCAUUCAUUGUUAAGGCUUUAUUGCAUGGGAAACAUAUUUUCUUCCAAACAGUAAAUAAAUAAAAAAUUACGUAACUUACUCACAAGUUCAAAAGAAUAACAUUUCAUGUCAUUUUGUAUUAUCAGUGGUUGUAACGCAUGUUCAAUACAAGAAUAAAUAUUUACAGUGUUUGCUUCACUUUGCCCCUUUUUGUGGCACGUCACAAAUUGUGCUGCUGUGAUUGCACACUGUGGUAUUUCACCCAAUAGAUAUGGGAGUUAAUCAAAAUUGGAUUUGUUUUCGAAUUCUUUGUGGGUCUGUGUAAUCUGAGGGAAAUAUGUGUCUCUGUGGUCAUACAUUUGGCAGGAAGUUAGGAAGUGCAGCUCAGUUUCCACCUCAAUUUGUGGGCAGUGUGCACAUAGCCUGUCUUCUCUUGAGAGCCAGGUCUGCCUACGGCGGCCUUUCUCAAUAGCAAGGCUAUGCUCACUGAGUCUGUACAUAAUCAAAGCUUUCCUUCAUUUUCAGGUAUUCUGCCACUGUGUACUCUCUGUUUAGGGCCAAAUAGCCUUCUAGUUUGCUCAGUUUUUUGGUAAAUUCUUUCCAAUGUGUCAAGUAAUUAUCUUUUUAUUUUAUUUUGGUUGGGUCUAAUUGUGUUGUGUCCUGGGGCUCUGUGGGGUCUGUUUGUGUUUGUGAACAGAACCCCAGGACCAGCUUGCUUAGGGGGCUCUUCUCCAAGUUCAUUUCUCUGUAGGUGAUGGCUUUGUUAUGGAAGGUUUGGGAAUCGCUUCCUUUUAGGUGGUUGUAGAAUUUAACAGCUCUUUUCUGGAUUUUGAUCAUCUUUCUCUCUCUCUCUCUCUCUCUCUCUCUCUCUCUCUCUCUCUCUCUCUGCAGGAACCUGUCCAAUGUGGAGGAGAUAGGUACCUGCUCCUACAUCAACCAUGUCAUCACCAUGACAACGCUGUACAUCCAGCAGGUCUGAUUCCUCUCCCCUUUAUUCACCCUCCUCUCCCCCCUUUAUUCACCCUCCUCUCCCCCCUUUAUUCACCCUCCUCUCCCCCUUUAUUCCCCCUCCUCUCCCCCUUUAUUCACCCUCCUCUCCCCCUUCAUCCACCCUCCUCUGCCCCUUUAUUCACCCUCCUCUCCCCCCUUUAUCCACCCUCCUCUCCCCCCUUUAUCCACCCUCCUCUCCCCCUUUAUUCACCCUCCUCUCCCCCCUUUAUUCACCCUCCUCUCCCCCUUUAUUCACCCUCCUCUCCCCCCUUUAUUCACCCUCCUCUCCCCCCUUUAUUCACCCUCCUCUCCCCCUUUAUUUUUAUUUAACCUUUAUUUAACUAGGCAAGUCAGUUAAGAACAAAUUCUUAUUUACAAUGACGGCCUGCACUGGCCAAACCCGGACGACGCUGGGCCGCCCUAUGGGACUCCCAAUCACGGACGGUUGUGAUACAGCCUGGAAUCGAACCAGGGGGUCUGUAGUGACGCCUCAAGCACUGAGAUGCAGUGCCUUAGACUGCUGCGCCACUCCCCCCCUUUAUUCACCCUCCUCUCCCCCUUUUAUUCACCCUCCUCUCCCCCUUUAUUCACCCUCCUCUCCCCCUUUUAUUCACCCUCCUCUCCCCCUUUUAUUCACCCUCCUCUCCCCCUUUAUCCACCCUCCUCUCCCCCUUUUAUUCACCCUCCUCUCCCCCCUUUAUUCACCCUCCUCUCCCCCUUUUAUUCACCCUCCUCUCCCCCUUUAUUCACCCUCCUCUCCCCCUUUAUUCACCCUCCUCUCCCCCUUUAUUCACCCUCCUCUCCCCUUUUAUUCACCCUCCUCUCCCCUAUUUGACUCUGUUACCUUUUACCCAGUCACUAUGAUCUAUGAUUUGGUAUAGGGACGUGUGUGUGUGUGUGUGUGCAUGCAUUCGUGUUAGUCUGUUUCAAAACAGACUUGCACAAAAUUAUUUUGAGCAAGUCACAAUGAUUAGAUAGAGGUACAUUCCUGUGAGGUUACACAUUCCUGUGUGCCUCUUUCUCUCUGUCCUGUGUGUGUCUUCUAGCCUCACCAUGCUCUCUCUCUCUCUCCUACAGCUGAAGAGUAAGACGAAGGAGAAGGAGAUGGUGGACCAGACUCAGGCCGAGGAGUUUGUCCGCCACUCUCUGGCCUUCUGCGAGAGCCUGUACGACCCCUACCGGAACUGGAGACAUCGCACCUGCGGGUACGCUAAGUCGCUAACUGUCGCCGUGUUUGUUUAUUUAUAAUCCUUUAUUUAACCAGGAAGUCACAUUGAGAUUGAGAUGUAUUUGUCAAGUGAGCCCUGGAGCAGUGAGUGAACAAUGUUUCCUUCCUCAAACAUCUCCUGAGGUAACCCCAGCCAUUCAACUUACUUCAUCUAUUUGAUAUAUUCCAGUACCUGAUUGACCUUCUGCACUUAUCAUCUGGGUACUGGAGGAGCAGGCUCAAGCAUGCAUUAAGAAGCAGGGCUCUAUCAGCACCAAUGCUCUAGUGGGUACUGAAGCACUAGAUACAAUGCUCUUAGGAUCUAUCAUCAUAAUAUACUUAUCCCACCAUGGUUCAUUCUAGUGUUACACUUCUGAAAACACUUUUAGCCUUUUCACACUAUCGUGCCGACCCGAAUGGUAAUGUGCUGGCUUGGAUGUUAUUUUUUCUUCACAGUACAGCUCUGCUUGGUUUAGCUCAGUCGUAUACAAAUAUUUUCUCCUAAGUGCCAAAACACUACACAAAUCAAUCCAAGUAGUGUUAGUUAUAAUCCUGUGCUAAACCCUCCCAGUGCAAUGUUCCUGCUCACAGACACACACAGAGUUUGGAGAGGGGGUCUGUUUCUGACACCAUGUGUUUUGCGUUUCCCUGUGGUCUCCAGGGACCAGCGGAGUACGGUGGAGAAGAGCAGACAGAAGUACAAAGCAGCUCCUCUCACCGUGGAGUUUGUCCCUUUCUUCUACCGUGAGUUUGACUCCCUUUUCAAAACAUUUUCUCCUUACUGAACACAACCCAGUUAGCCUCUCCAGAGGGGUCAUUCAGAGGGGUCAUUCAGAGGGGUCAUUCAGAGGGGUCAUCCAGCGGGGGAAAUUCAGUGGGGUCAUUGACAGUAGUGAAUCAGGAAGCCAUGUUCUACUCAAUGAAAAGCAGCAACUCUCUAGAGAAAACAGAUCACUCUUCUCUGCUUUCCUCUCCCAUUUUAGGAACAGCCUCCCCUCAGAGCUCCACUCUCUUUCCUAUCCCAGAUUAGGAACAGCCUCCCCUCAGAGCUCCACUCUCUUUCCUCUCCCAGUUUAGGAACAGCCUCCCCUCAGAGCUCCACUCUCUUUCCUCUCCCAGUUUAGGAACAGCCUCCCCUCAGAGCUCCACUCUCUUUCCUCUCCCAGUUUAGGAACAGCCUCCCCUCAGAGCUCCACUCUCUUUCCUCUCCCAGUUUAGGAACAGCCUCCCCUCAGAGCUCCACUCUUUUUCCUCUCCCAGUUUAGGAACAGCCUUCCCUCAGAGCUCCACUCUCUUCCCUCUCCCAGUUUAGGAACAGCCUCCCCUCAGAGCUCCACUCUCUUUCCUCUCCCAGUUUAGGAACAGCCUCCCCUCAGAGCUCCACUCUCUUUCCUCUCCCAGUUUAGGAACAGCCUCCCCUCAGAGCUCCACUCUAUUUUCCUCUCCCAGUUUAGGAACAGCCUCCCCUCAGAGCUCCACUCUCUUUCCUCUCCCAGUUUAGGAACAGCCUCCCCUCAGAGCUCCACUCUAUUUUCCUCUCCCAGUUUAGGAACAGCCUCCCCUCAGAGCUCCACUCUCUUGCCUCUCCCAGUUUAGGAACAGCCUCCCCUCAGAGCCUCCACUCUUUCCCUCCCUCCCUCUCUGCCCCAGAUGAAUCCAGUCUUUGUGUUUUCUCCUCAGUCUGUUUGCCAGGCUGUUCUGAUCAGCCUGAUAGUGAACGGUGGCUGUCUGGGCCUCUGGCGACAGCAGCCAUCUUGGAACAAACAGCCUCUCUUUGUGUCUGUGGUUCUGUCAACACAACAGAGAUAACUCCAGCCAGUCGCCUCAAGCCCAUUCCAGCAACCUGCCACAGUGUGUGACUGUGUGUGACUGUGUGUGACUGUGUGUGACUGUGUGUGACUGUGUGUGUGUGUGUGUGUGUGUGUGUGUGUGUAUAAGACAAGUGUGUGUGAGUGGGGGACGCUCCGAGAGGGAGUGGAGAACGAGGUAGAGGGGGACGAGGUAGUGGAGGACCUUAAUCUGUCUUGUCUGGGAUCAUUGGUUCGGGCCUAGCCUUAUCCCUCUGGGAUUGAUUGGUUCUGCCUGGCGUUGGCCUGUAGAGUGUGAAUGUGCUGACCUGGGAGCUGCUGCUGCUGCUCCUCACUGGGAUGUGUUAACAGAUGAGUUAAUGUAUGACUGAGAAGACUGGCCCCAAGGGAACAUGAGAGACUGUGUCUGUGGGCAUGUGUGUGUGCAUGCCACGGUGUGUGCGAUGCGUGUGCGACUGUGUGUGCGAUGCGUGUGUGAGUGAAUGAAUGUACUGUUUGUAUGAGCGAGACAGGGAGCUAUUCAAGAGGCCAUUCUCUCAACACCAGACCAGACUGCUACAGGGAGCCAUUCAAGAGGCCAUUCUCUCAACACCAGACCAGACUGCUACAGGGAGCCAUUCAAGAGGCCAUUCUCUCAACACAAGACCAGACUGCUACAGGGAGCCAUUCAAGAGGCCAUUCUCUCAACACCAGGCCAGACUGCUACAGGGAGCCAUUCAAGAGGCCAUUCUCUCAACACCAGACCAGACUGCUACAGGGAGCCAUUCAAGAGGCCAUUCUCUCAACACAAGACCAGACUGCUACAGGGAGCCAUUCAAGAGGCCAUUCUCUCAACACCAGGCCAGACUGCUACAGGGAGCCAUUCAAGAGGCCAUUCUCUCAACACCAGACCAGACUGCUACAGGGAGCCAUUCAAGAGGCCAUUCUCUCAACACCAGACCAGACUGCUACAGGGAGCCAUUCAAGAGGCCAUUCUCUCAAACACCAGACCAGACUGCUACAGGGAGCCAUUCAAGAGGCCAUUCUCUCAACACCAGACCAGACUGCUACAGGGAGCCAUUCAAGAGGCCAUUCUCUCAACACCAGACCAGACUGCUACAGGGAGCCAUUCAAGAGGCCAUUCUCUCAACACCAGACCAGACUGCUACAGGGAGCCAUUCAAGAGGCCAUUUUCUCAGCACCAGACCAGACUGCUACAGGGAGCCAUUCAAGAGGCCAUUCUCUCAACACCAGACCAGACUGCUACAGGGAGCCAUUCAAGAGGCCAUUCUCUCAACACCAGACCAGACUGCUACAGGGAGCCAUUCAAGAGGCCAUUUUCUCAGCACCAGACCAGACUGCUACAGGGAGCCAUUCAAGAGGCCAUUCUCUCAACACAAGACCAGACUGCUACAGGGAGCCAUUCAAGAGGCCAUUCUCUCAACACCAGACCAGACUGCUACAGGGAGCCAUUCAAGAGGCCAUUCUCUCAACACAAGACCAGACUGACCUCAUGUUGUUAUAUUUGCAUAACUAACUAAACGCCCACAGUGUUCAAAUCAAAUCAAAUCAAAUUUUAUUGGUCACAUGCGCCGAAUACAACAGGUGCAGACAUUGCAGUGAAAUGCUUACUUACAGCCCUUAACCAACAGUGCAUUUAUUUUAAACAAAAAAAGUAAGAAUAAAACAACAACAACAAAAAAGUGUUGAGAAAAAAAGAGCAGAAGUAAAAUAAAGUGACAGUAAGGAGGCUAUAUAUACAGGGGGGUACCGUUGCAGAGUCAAUGUGCGGGGGCACCGGCUAGUUGAGGUAAUAUGUACAUGUGGGUAGAGUUAAAGUGACUAUGCAUAAAUACUUAACAGAGUAGCAGCAGCGUAAAAAGGAUGGGGUGGGGGGGCAGUGCAAAUAGUCCAGGUAGCCAUGAUUAGCUGUUCAGGAGUCUUAUGGCUUGGGGGUAGAAGCUGUUGAGAAGUCUUUUGGACCUAGACUUGGCACUCCGGUACCGCUUGCCGUGCGGUAGCAGAGAGAACAGUCUAUGACUAGGGUGGCUGGAGUCUUUGACAAUUUUGAGGGCCUUCCUCUGACACCGCCUGGUAUAGAGGUCCUGGAUGGCAGGGAGCUUUGCCCCAGUGAUGUACUGGGCCAUACGCACUACCCUCUGUAGUGCCUUGCGGUCAGAGGCCAAGCAGUUGCCAUACCAGGCGGUGAUGCAACCAGUCAGGAUGCUCUCGAUGGUGCAGCUGUAGAAUUUUUUGAAUUCCAUGUCCACUGACUGUGUGUGUGUGUUUCAGAGUGCUUCCAGGAGAGUGAACACCUGAAGGACAGUCUGAAAUGCUGUCUGUUACACCUGUUUGGAGCCAUCGUGGCAGGGGGACAGGUGAGAAUCACCCUACAUUAACACAGCAUAUGAAGUCAUGUGUGCCACGUGAACAACAGAAGGCUUUAUAGAGCACUCAAAGGUCCUCAUAUACAAUUUGUGGUAUAUACCACCCUUUAAACUGUAGCAAGACAUUUGCGUGUGAAUUAUUUCUGAAGCAUGUAUAGAGGCCGUAUAAAGAGUUUAUGAAGGCUCUCUCCCCCUCCCUCCCUCCCCCUCCCUCCCUCCCUCCCUCCCUCCCUCUCUCCCUCCCUCCCUCCCUCUCCCUCCCUCCCACCCUCUCCCCCUCCCUCCCUCCCUCCCUCCCUCCCUCCCUCUCUCCCUCCCUCCCUCCCUCCCUCUCUCCCUCCCUCCCUCCCUCUCCCUCCAUCCCUCCCUCCCUCCCUCCCUCCCUCCCUCCUCCCUCUCCUCCCUCCCUCCCUCUCCCUCUCCCUCCCUCUCCCUCCCUCCUCCCUCCCUCCCUCUCUCCUCUCCCUCCCUCCCCCUCUCCCUCCCCCCUCCCUCCCUCUGCCCUCCCUCCCUCCCUCCCUCCCUCAUCCUCCCUCCCUCCCUCCUAGCUCCCCUUCUCUUCUCCCCUCUCUAUCUCCCUCUCUAUCUCCUCUCUCCCCUCUCUAUCUCUCUCUACUCUCCCUCUCUCCCUCUCUCCUCCUCUCCUCCCUCUCUCCCCCUCUCCCCCCUCUCCUCCCUCCUCCCAUCCUCUCCUCCCUCUCUCCUCCUCUCCCUCUCUCCUCCCUUCCCUCCCUCCUCUCUCUCUCCUCUCCCUCCCCCCCCUCUCUCUCCUCUCCCUCUCCUCCUCCCUUCCCCCUCCCCCUCUCUCCCUCCCUUCCCUCUAUCCCCUCCCUCCUCUCCCUCCCUUCUCUCUCUCUCCCCCCUCUUUCCCUCUCUUCCCUCCCUCCUCUCCUCUCCCUCCCCAGAGUAAUGCUCUACUAGCCAUCUCCCCAGCCACCAUGGAGGUUCUGCUGCGUGUGCUGGGGGACUAUGAGGGGGGAGACCUGGACGGGGAGGACUGGGACAGUGAGGCUCCAGACAGGAAGUCCCUGCUCACCCUAGGCUGUCUGAGGGAGGUGGUACAUUCCCUCCUGGCAAGCAGCUCAGACCAACGCCAGGUCACUAGAAUUAUUUAGAUGUUUUUCAACAUAUUGUUUUCUUUUCCCAGCUCAAUAAACUGCAAUUAACAAUAGUUUAGGAACUUUUACAAAUCAUAGUAAAAAAAACUCUGAUCAUUAAUAAUAUAAUACAAUUUCAUAUUAAUGUAAACAGGUCAGUGCUUUUAGAGUUACCAGGGUCAGAAAUAGUGCACUAUAUAGGGAAAAGGGUGUCAUUUCUGACGCGAGCCAGAGUGUUCACUUUUAUAGUGUUUUUAUCCUAAAUUAUUAUUUAUAAUGUGUAUAUUAUUGAUUUCACUUGGCUGAAUUGACGUUCUAAUGUAGCCUAUAUUUUAAAUGUAAUAAAAUAACAUUCAUACAGGUGGAGAUCGGCUCGGUGCUGGAGAACUACUUCAAGCUGCUCAACUCUGAUCCGGCGGCGGCCGCCGUGCAGCAAGGGGUCAAAGGUCAUAAGGUGCUGGGCCGCCACUGGGAGAGCCGCUUCGUAGCGCUGCAGGUGCACAUGCUAGGUGAGUGACCGAACCCGGAUUCUCAUGUAUGCCACAAAGCUGUAAUAGCCCACUGACCUAAAGCCUAGGCAUUAGCUCAGGAAGCUAACGCAAGUCUUCAGGUCUCAGACAAGGUUACUCUUUAUGCCAGCGUGGUUUACUGAAGAACUUACAUUACCACUAGCACCUAGUAUAGGUUGAGUGUUAACCACUGUCACCUGACCAUUGUCACCUGACCAUGUCUCUGAAUGAUUUCUGAAGCAUAUAGAGAGAGGCCUUAUAAAGAGUUUAUGAAGGCGCUCGCUCACUCUCUAUCUUUCUUUCUUUCUCUCUUUCUCUCUUUCUCUCUCUCGCUCUCUCUCUCUCUUUCUUUCUUUCUCUCUUUCUCUCUUUCUCUCUCUCGCUCUCUCUCUCUCUUUUGCUCUUUCUCUUUCUCUCUUUCUCUCUCUCUCUCUCUCUCUCUCUCUCUCUCUCUCUCCAUCUCUCUCUCUCUCUCUCUCUCUCUCUCUCUCGCUUUCUCAUCCCAUCCCCCUUUCUUGCUAUCGUGUCUCUGUGACCUCCAGACACUAUCAGGGAUAUGUUCCUGUGUUCGGACCGUCCCGUCCUGCAGGCCAUCUUCCUCAACAGCAACUGCUUCGAGCACCUGACACGACUACUGCAGAACAGCAAGGUAUGGUCUCUCUCAGCCCUGGCAUGAACAAUGUUGAACAUGGGCUUGAGGAGGAUGGGGGGGGUUGGUGUAAGUCUUAAGUCUAGUUCACGUUUACUGUGUGUGGUUAUUGUGUUGACCUUUUCCUCAGCGUAUCGAGGUAACUCUGUCUAGGAAGCAUCGUGUUACCUUACACUGUGUGUGAGCCUUUCCAUUCAGGCUCACUGUGCAUGUUAUGACUGUACCUCCCCACCCAUUGCUGGAGCAUAGGUACCACUAACCCCCCCACCCCAGCCCCUCUUUGAGUCACGACCUUUACCCUCUGACCCCCCCCCCACCACCCUUUUUCUCUCUUCUCACCCGUCCUCACCACGUCCUGUUGUUGUUGGUUCAACCCUGCAGCUGGUUAAUGCUAGGUGCACGACAGCAGAGAAGGACCAGAAAGAUUUCACCAACAGGUUACUGACAGUGACAGGAGAGAGUGACACCCAGGUAUACUGCCACCCUGUCAACCUGUCACUCACGCCACCACCGCCAUCACGCUAUCGUCACCGCCAUCACCGUCAAGAUGGCCACUCCAUGACAAGACGUACAGCUGUGCUGCUCUGUAGUCAGAAACAGUCAAUCAGUCAAUUAAGCAGUCAAUCAAUCUGUCAUUCAAUCAAGUAAGCAGUCAAUCAAUCUGUCAUUCAAUCAAUUAAGCGGUCAAUAGAUAUUGACAUCAUAGCAAUCUUUACAGUAACAUUUGUCUUAAAGUACUUCAAGGUAACUUUUACAGAAAGUAGCCCGAUCUCCAAAGGGCAAACAGCAGCACCUGUAGUGUGUGUGGUCAAACCGUCACCUCAGUUCAGUGUUAUUCACCUGGCCUCCCCUGCAGUCACGGACACUCACUGCUUCCCUUUUAAUGUAGUAUAGCAUUCUUCUCUUGACAGACAGUGGUCUGUAGUGUGCUUUAGUCACAAAGACUCACCUGUAGUGAAUUAUCUGUAGGCAGACACUCACCUGUUGGUCUGGUUAUCAUGCGGCCAGGUGCGCGAGCACACACACACACACACACACACACACACACACACACACACACUCACACUACAAAGUAUUCCUUUGUAGUCAGGCACAGUUGAGCACCUGUAAUCCGAUACUCAGUCAGACUCUGUGUAGUGGCCACCCAUGGUUACCUGGUUACCUAGCAACCUGACCGCAGGCAGACCUAUGUGGUCUCCUCUCCUAUAGGUCAGCUGUGGAAUUAAUGAAUGAAGAUGAAGAAUACUUUAUUCAUCCGUUUUCCUUACAGUCCACAAAAAUGUAUUGUUUUAUUACCCAGCCCGAGACAGACACACACACACACACACACACACACACACACACACACAAUGAAAGAGUGUUGGGCCAGAAACCGAAAGGUUGCUGGUUCGAAUACUCGAGCCGUCAAGGUGAAACAUCUGUCUGUGCCCUUGAGCAAGGCACUUAACCCUAAUUUGCUCCAGGGGUGCCGUACUACUAUGGAUGACCCUGUAAAACAACACAUUUCACGGCACCAAUAUUUUUUUUCUUCUGUAUGUGAAACAUCAAAUAACGGGCAGUGCAUGCAUUAAAAACCACCAAGUAUGGUUGACACAGUAAAGGCUUAUAGUAAACUGUUGGUUUACAGGGCAAAGAUACAGUACAGUGAGAAGAACCAAUUAGCUAGUCGUCUUGUUGUGGAGUGGUCUCUUGUUCUCUCUUGUGCUAUUCAUUCCUUUUCAGCUUCCUCAUCAUGUCAUUCUUCUACCCCUCUUCUGUUUCCUCUCUUUGUUGUCUUCCCCUUCCUCCCUCCCUCCCUCCCUCCCUGUUGGUUUUCUCUGCUGGUGUCAUGUGGGUUUCCAUUGGAAUGCUGUCACCUCACCUGUCUUGUGUUACCAUGGAGACUGUGGCUACUGUCGCUAUGGACGUCCAUGGCUGAGGUGGUCUGAAAACAGCUGUUUGAGAUUAUUUCUGUGGGCUUUAUAUUCGGUUUAUUUAUUUCACCACGGACAGACCCUCUCCAGCCGGUCCGAGACACACUGAAUGUUUUACGCUCCAAUAAAGGGAGAGAAAACAGUGAUUCGGAGAAGGGCAGAGCUGGACAGAGGAUGUGUGGGUGUUUUAAAUGUGUCUGCUGACAGGAGCAAGCAUUGCUCCUCCGUGUGUGUUGGUGUUCUUUCUGUUUGCGUGAAGGAGAGAGGAAUAUUCUUUUAUAUAUAUUCUUAAAAUAUUCUGUUUUGUUGAGCCCUCAGAGCUUCCUGCUCCAGAGAGUACUACGGUAUUAGUCAGACAAUGACUCUUUCUAGACAGGAAAUGGCAAUCUUUCCUGGUGUGUUGUCUGGAGCAGAAAGGUUUGAUGUGUCUGCUUCCUCUUUAAAUAAAGGGUGAUAAGAGGAAUGAGCUCUUACACAGCAACUUCUGUAUACAAAUAAUCAGUCACUAAACCUCUGCAGUGAUUACACACACACACACACACACACACACACACACACAAACAGCCUCAUUUUAUUCCUGCAAGUGGAGUGAGGCAUCAUUAAGCAUGAUGUCAGUGUUAUAUUCUGAGAAUGACGAUCAUUGAAUGAUGAUUUGAUGAGCCAUAAAAACCUCACCUUAAUCAUUCAUUUUGUUUGCAUGAAGGCAGGGAUAAAAGGGGCGUGUUUCACUCACGUACAAUACUGCCACACCCCCCAGAGAGGUUAAGGGAAUGGGGAUUGGCUCAGGAGAAUGAUUGGCAGGUCUGAUAUCCUCUCAGGUGUUUCAAGGGCGACUGGACUCUCUCGCCGUGGCAACCAUCAAGGCCCUGACGACGGUGAUGCACAAGUCACCUGCUGCAAAGGUGAACUACACACACACACACACACACACACACACACACACACACACACAAAAAACCUUCCAACAUAUCCAUAUACAGACUGAUCCGCACAAACAGUAUUGCUAACAGUUUAGUCCCGCCCCUACAGGAGGUGUUCAAGGAGAGGAUUGGCUACACUCACCUGUAUGAGGUGCUGGUCUCCCUGGGCCAGCCCUCCAGACACCUGCUGAAGGAACUUAUGAAUAUGGUGAGAGAUUCCCCCUUGACGCUGGAGUUCUUCUGUUCUUCUCAUAUUAAAUGACAACCUAUUCCCCAUAGUAGACUACUUUUGACUGGAGUUUACAGUAACUUUAAAUGCCACUGUAACACAAAGCUUAUUGCUUUUUAAAUGUUAGGCCUAAAACCAAAAUGCAAUAACAAGCCUUCUACUUUCUAUACACAGAGUAUGGGCAUGUUGUCUUCUGGCUCAUAGUCGCAGGAGCAUUGCACUAUAUGGAGAAUAGGGUGUCAUUUGGGACUUAAAACCCCCUGUAUGUCUGUGCACUUACCCACUAUGUGGUGUCUACCCUCUCUCAGGCCGUGGAGGGUGAACACACCUCGGUGGGUAUCCUGGGCAUCAGUAACGUGGAGCCCCUGCUCCUCCUCAUCCAGUGGCUCCCAGAGAUGGACUCUGCUGAGCUGCAGGUGUUCACUGCCGACUGGCUCCGCCGCCUCUGCUGCAUCAACCGACAGACGCGCGCCACCUGUGUCAACGCCGCCAUGGCCGUGCGACUCCUCGCCACCCUUGGGCACCACGCUCGCCUGCACCGGGCGUGUGCGGAAAGCCUUGUCGGUUUGCUAGGGUCGCUGGGAAGCCAGUCGCUGAGCGGCGGGGAGCUCCUCCAGUUACUCAGGCUUCUGAGGCCGCUGGAGCCUGGGCAGGCGCACCCGUACGUUGGCCCGGUGUUGAGGGCGGUCCUGGGCAUGGUGCGAAAGCAGGGCCUGGAGAGCGCCAUGCAGUACUUUGACCUGUCGCCCAGCAUGGCCGGCAUCGCCGUGCCAAUGGUGAUGCGCUGGCCGGGCCCAGCCUUCAGCUUCCUGGCUUGGCUCUCAUUGGACCAGGACCAGCAGGGAACGCCCGGCAAGGGGGACAAGAGGAAGCAGCUGUACAGGUGAGAGAGAUGGAGGGAAGAGGAUGGAGGGAGAGGGAUGAGGGAGAGGAAGAGAUGGUAGAGGGAGGGAGGGAUGGAGGGAGAGAUGUAGAGGGAGGAAGGGAGGGAGGGAGAGGGAGAGAUGGUAGAGGGAGGGCGUGAUGGAGGCAGAGGGAGAGAUGGUAGAGGGAGGCGUGAUGGAGGAGAGGGAGGAUGGUAGAGGGAGGUGGGAUGGAGGAGGGGGGAGAUGGUUAGAGGGAGGGGUGGGAUGGAGGGAGAGGGUGAGGAUGGUGUAGAGGGAGGGUGGGAUGGAGUGGUAGGGAGGAUGGUAGAGGGGGGGGAGGGAGCGGUAGGGAGAGUGAGGGAGGUGGUGGAGUGAGGGAUGUUGGAGGGGGAGGCGGAUGAGGGGUGACGAGGGGCGUGUGGGGGAAGGGGAGGAUGUAGAGGGAGGACGGUGUUGCGGGCAGUAUGGUGGGGGAUGGUCAGCUGGUUGUCUGGGUCGUGGUGAGGGAGACUUGUCAGGGAGGAGGGCUGGGGGAGAGUGGUAGAGGGAGGGCGGGAUGGAGGGAGAGGGAGAGAUGGUAGAGGGAGGGCGUGAUGGAGGGAGAGGGAGAGAUGGUAGAGGGAGGUGGGUGAGGAGGGAGGAUGGAGGAGAGGGGAGAUGGUAUGAGGGAGGGGAUGGAGGGAGAGAUGGUAGAGGGAGGGUUGAGGUGGUAGGAUGAGUGAUUGUGGGAUGUAGGGACGUAUGGGAGAUGGGAGGCUUGGUGUGUGGAGGGAGGGGAGAUUUUGGGGGGUCUGGGGGUGAGUGCGACGAAAGAGAUUUUGAGAUGGAUGGAGAGAAAGAGACAGGAGGAUGGAGAGACAGGUUGAGUGUGUAACAUGCUCUGUUGUCUGUUCCUCUGUAGUUUCUUCACCCCGGGAGGAACGGGCUUGGAGGCCUUCAUCAGUUCAGCAGGGGUACUGGUGGUUGCCGUGUGCACCAAGAAGGAGUACAUGACGGUGAUGCUACCAGACUACUCUUUCUGUGACUCACUCUGGGUGAGUGACAUCACCACUUUGAUGUAGGCUUGUCUGUGUCAUAGAAUUAAAUAUAGAACACUAGAAUGGAUAUAUCUCUAUGGUCUGUGUGGCUGGCUGCUGACAGGGUGAAUUGUGGUAGAUUGAGUCCUGUGUGUGUGUGUUCUGUCUACAGCACAGUAUAGGUGUAGUCCAUGUACCGGGGAAGAGGCCGUUUGGACAGAGUCUAGUUUACAUCUAUGUAGAUGGACAGCAGAAACUGUCAGCACCACUUAAGUAUCCAACCAUGACAGAGGUGAGAGUUACAAUGAAUUACAUUUUUGUGGGUGCGCAUGUGUUUAUAUACAUUUGUGUGAACAUUUCUAGUGUGUGUGGCCGCGGACUCCUAUUCAGUUCCCUGACUGUGUUCUUGCCCCCUCAGCCUUUCACCUCCUGCUGCAUCGGCUCAGCAGGCCAUCGCACCACCACGCCGCCCCCCUCCCAAAUCCCAGACCCCCCCUUCUCCGGGGCGCCCCCUUCCGCCCGCUCCUCCCUGGGGGGUAUCCUGUCGGCCCAGGGCUGGGGGAGCCUCCUGGGAGGCAAGCCUGAGACGGUCACCAAGUUGAUCUCGGCGGGGACGCAGGACAGCGAGUGGGGAAGCCCCACCUCCCUGCAGGGCCAACUGGGUAGCGUCAUGGUGUUCCACGAAGCACUGCAGCCCAACCAUGUCAAGGCCCUCUGCAGCCCCGGUGAGAGAGAGGAGAGAUGGGGAGAAUCCCAAUUGCAUUUCCUUGAUUCCUCGUGUCCUCUCUUCUCGCCUCCAUCUCAAAACCUACUGGAUGAGAAAGUCAGAUGGGAGGGACCUCUGACGUUCUCAUCCAAUGGGUGUUGAGAAGGAGGCAAGGAGAGAGGACGCAAGGAAUCAAGGAAAUGUAAUUGGGAUUCUCCCAUAGAACUAUUUAAAAACGCAUCCAUGAACGUUCCUUCCUCCCUUCCUUGAGAUAAUCUCUGAUCAGGAUUGGAUUAUUGAAGCCAAUGGACUCUCUCCAUUGAUUCUCUCCCUGAAGUAUGCACCCGUUCACUCCUUUUCAUGGAUUUACAGGCAUUGGAUUGAUGUAAGCAUUGGCUGAGAAAGUUUCUACCAUAUUUCUCACACCUCUUCAUUUCUGUUGGAUAUGCAUGAAGGGGAGAGACUGAGUGCAUAUCCACUUCGGGGAGAAGUCUCGUCAAUCAGAUCUGGUCAGAAUAGUGAUUUCUUCAAGGAAGGAAGGAUGCAUUUCAUGAGCAUUGGAACAUGGCCAGGGACAGGGUUAUAAUAAUGUCAUACUUUGAUUGGUUUCCUUUUCUUCUCAGGGCCAAACUGCAUUUCUCCUUUCAAGACCCAGGAGGCGGAGCUCGGUGACCUCUCGACCAAACUCUUGCUGCACUACUCCCCCAAGGUGAUUGGACUAGGCUGCCGUCAAUCAUUUACCUCAUUACUCCCCGCCCAUGCUUUACUAUGACAGUCAUGGAUGAUGUUAAUGACUUGUGUCAGUUAUGACAGGCGGUGUAACAAUGAAAGAUGUCCCCUGGUUCCUACAGGCUUGUCGGAACCCCAUCUGUCUGGACCUGUCCCCCAACCUCCUCCAUGGGCGUCUGACUGGGAACAAGGUUGUCAACUGGGACAUCAAGGUACGGUUUAGGAGCAACAACGUAGUCUCCUAAUUUGAUGUUGACUGUUUGGUUGAUGGGCAGUAUGUAACGUGGAGGUUACAUAAGUCGAUCAGUAGCUGGAAGAUUGCUGGUUCCAAUCCCGGACAGGCAAUAGGGUGUUGUCUUGGGGGAUGGUUACAGAGCAAAAUUCUAUUCUAUUCAAUUCAGUCUGUGGUUAUUUCCCCCUUUCUGAUUCAGUCUGUGGUUAUUUCCCCCUUUCUGAUUCAGUCUGUGGUUAUUUCCCCCUUUCUGAUUCAGUCUGUGGUUAUUUCCCCCUUUCUGAUUCAGUCUGUGGUUAUUUCCCCCUUUCUGAUUCAGUCUGUGGUUAUUUCCCCCUUUCUGAUUCAGUCCGUGGUUAUUUCCCCCUUUCUGAUUCAGUCUGUGGUUAUUUCCCCCUUUCUGAUUCAGUCUGUGGCUAUUUUCCUCUUUCUGAUUCACACUCCUGUGUUCAGGAUAUGAUCAACUGCGUGGGAGGUCUACCUGUCCUCUUCCCCAUCCUGGAGCAACUGACCCUGCUGACCCCUGAGAACCACACCGCUGCCGACCCCACGGGGUCAGAGUUCAUCAGCCCCACGCCUGACGCGGCCACUUCCCCUGGGGACGGGGACUGGGUCAUCCUACCCUCCAACAGGGCCUCAGGUGAGUCCCCAGAUCAUGUGACUCAGGUGAGUCCCAUAACACAUCAUGUUUAGCUUUAGGUGGUUUUACAAGCAUUAGUUAUUGAACUGAACUGACUUUAAGUGUGUGUUUGUGUGUCUGUCUCUGUGUGUGUGUGUGUGUUUCAGAGGCGCGUCUGGAGAAGAACCUGGUUGCCACCUUCCUGCUGGUGCUGAAGCACUUCCUGCAGCGCCAUCCUAUCAACCAGGAGAGCCUGCUGCACUCCCAUGGAGUAGCCACCCUGGGGGGACUGAUGCAGAAGGUUUAGACACUCUGUUAAGGCUUUCUCUGUCUGUCUGUCUCGCUCUCCCUCUGGCUCUUUCGUUCUCUGGCUCUUUCGUUCCCUCUCUCUCCUCUGUCUCCUCUCUCUCCUCUCUCUCUCUCUCGCUCGCUCUCUAUCUGUCAUUCUCUCUCUUGCUAAUGAUCUGUGUGUGUUUCUCUCUGUGUAGCUGCCAGCCAGUCUGGUGGAUGUGAGUGUCUUGGUGUCUGCUCAGCUCCUGGUGGAGCAGGUGACCUAUGAAAAGAACCAACCGUUGCUGCAGCAGCUCCACACACACCUUCUGUUCAACUUCAGCAUCUGGAACCUGGGAGACUUCCCCCUGCGCAUCGGUGAGCUCCUGGGACUGUGUGUGUGGGGGUCUGUGUGUGGGGGUCUGUGUGUGGGGGUCUGUGUGUGGAGGUCUGUGUGUGGGGGUCUGUGUGUGGGGGGUGUUUCACUUGUGUGAGUUGAUAUGAGUGUGUGUGAGAUUGGUUGUAAAUCCAGGAACAUUUCACCAUGCUGUCUAUUUUUGGUAACUAACUGCUGCUCUUGUUAGUGUUUUUGUAUGUGGUGUGUGCAGGGUCAAAGAGUAACUCAUUACGUUUCAUCAUUUACAUGUAAUCUGAUUACCUAUUUUAAAUAAUUGUUUUUCUGUAAUCCGUUAUGUUUCUAGCUAAAAUAUUGUAAUCGGAUUACAGAUGCCUUUGAAAAAACUAGAUUACCUCUUGGAUUACUUUAAAUUCAUAAAGGAUGUUUGUGAGAAAAAAACAUUGACACCUUUCUGUUUUCUCGAUGACAUUCAAUUCAGCAUUGAAAAAAGGCGCAAGUUGACCUGAGCAAGUCAUAGACCACUAUGAUGACACACCACAUGCGUCAAGUCAUAGACCACUAUGAUGACACACCACAUGCGUCAAGUCAUAGACCACUAUGAUGACACACCACAUGCGUUUGAUGGACCCUUUUUGUAUUUUUCUGAUGCUACGUUCACGUGCUGGUCGGAACUCUGAAGUUUUCGACUUGCUAACUGGUUGAACACGGCACAUGUUAUAACUACAACCAGUUAGCAAGUCGGACAUUUCAGAGUGUCCUAGUUCCGACUAGAACGGGAACGCGUUAUUAAUGCCUCUUUUAAUGGGGAAGUAAUCCAAAAGUAACUGACAGUAAUCAGAUUAAGUUAGAGUUUGGGUAAACCAAAAGUUAUGUUACUGAUUACAUUUUUGGACAGGUAACUAGUAACUGACAGAUUACAUUUAGAAAGUAACCUACCCAACCCUGUGUGUGUUAAAGCGUGUGUGACUCUUGUCAAUCUUGUUUCUCGUGGUGAUGAAGGUCACAUCCAGUACAUGUCCACUGUCAUCAAAGACAACAGGAAGCAGUUCCGGAAGAAAUACGGAGUUCAAUUCCUACUCGACACCAUUCGCCUUUACUACGGGUGGGACUCCAUCUCCCAGAAUGCUCAGCUUCUGGUUUUUACUCAUGAUUCAUAAUUUUCCUACUCUAGCUCUAUCUGUUACAUGAGAUAUAUAUUGUAUUUUAAUGACUGUUCAAGUUCUACAGUCAAGUUUCAACUUGAUUUGUCAUAAAAUAACAUAUUAAAUAUAUGUGUUUUUUAAUACAUUAUUUGAACUCUUAUCAGUAGGAGUGCCAGCAGGGAGGGAGAUAUUAGUGAAGACGACAAUCGGACCAUCCGGGCGUCGCUCUGCGGCCUCCUGAAGUAUUACAUCAGCAAGGGUAUGACCCAGGAGGAGAUGCACAGCAUUCUGGGAUACAUCGCCGCCAUCGGAGACGAGGAACAGGUGAGGGAUGGAGGGAUGAACGGACAGAUGACGGUCCGUGGCUUGUGUCUGAAUCUUUGGCUCUGUUCCAAUAUCAACACUAAUGAAGCCAUGUAUCGUAUCAUGGAUUAGCAUGGAUAAAGCAGAUCUCCUGUAGUCAGAGGACUCCACUCCCAUCUGAGUCCCGUUGAAGAGAAGAGGGUUAAUAGAGUAUGAAGGACUGAAUGUGGAAGACCAACGAGUGCAAUUCAAUCUCUCUCACUUAAUGACCCUCUCUGAAUAAACCCAAGUUGUCUUCAAUAUCCAUGUAGUGGAAUAUCACUUAGGAAUCCUAUGAGGACCAUUGCUGUGGUGCCGAUGAGGGAGCAGCUGGCAGCUCUGUGCCUGGCACAGUGGCAAGGGGUGUGUGUUUCCAGCCUGCGGCUACACUAAGGAUAGCCCUGGUCCCUGGCCUGCUUUCCCAGCAGUAAGAGCUGGUUCCCCAGACCUCUGGAAGAAAGCUUUCCCCCUAAUAGCCUUCGACUGGCUGCUCUGUUUAACUGACUGAGGCAGACCUCUCUGUCUCUCUCAAUCUCUCUCAAGGCCCAUCCACUCACUUCACACAGGAUGUAUACGCCGGGCAUUCAUUGAUUAUCUGUUUCCUGUGUGUGUGUGACCUCUCCUUCCUUUUCUCCAGCUCUUUUUCCCACUUGUCUUUGCCUCUAUACGGUAUCCGCUUACAUAGGUUUCAAAACGUGGCCUGUGACAUCAUGGGCUGUGACAUCAUGACCUGGUCACUGCGGUGUCAAGUGUUCUCCCUCCACCGUUUUGUCUUCUCUCCCAUCCUACCCGUUUAUUAGGCUGUUCAGUCCCUGAAACCACACUAGUAAUUUACUUGCGCUCUCCACUUAACUCGAUCCUAGUCUGUGGGUGUGUGUGUGCGCUGUGUCUUGGUGGAGUUGCUAACCAAAUGUGUGUGACUAUGUGUGCCCCUCUAGCUGUGUGGAGUGAUAGAGUUGCUACUAACACUGCUCCAGACCAGUGCUGCCAGGGACCAGCUUUUCCUGCUGCUGUUUGAGCCGGGGGCGGCCGACUCCUGCUACGCCCUACUGCUCAACACCAAACACUCAGACCGCCUCCGAGAGCUCGUCUUCAAGGUGAGGGACCUCAUCUCACACACACGCAAUACAUGGGUAUUCAAGGGUCUUGUGGUUUUGAGCGAUGGGGCUUCAGAAUUUGUCUGUGUUGGACAUGGAGAAUUUAAUGGCCUGGAAAUUUUCAAAAAAUACAUUAUUUCACUUUGAAGCUGUGGAGUAGGUUCGGUUGUGCAGAUCAGUGAAUACUUUCACUAGGCACUAUAUAAAUAUGCCAUUUAGCAGACGCUUUUAUCCAAAGCGACUUACAGUCAUGCGUGCAUACAUUUUUGUGUAUGGGUGGUCCCGGGGAUCGAACCACUACCUUGGCGUUACAAGCGCCGUGCUCUACCAGCUGAGCUACAGAGGACCCUUCUCUUUCGGACAUUGAAUGCUGCUAAUGUAACUUCAUUUAAUUGUCUUUGCCGUGUGUGUGUGUGUCCAGAUGUUUGACCGCAUGCUGCACUGCGACCGUGUCUAUGAGAAGAACAAGCAGAGGCUGAAGCUGAGGGAGGUGGGAUACUCCGGUCUCACCCUACUCUUCUCUGACCUCCACGUCACCCCCUCCCUCGUCAAGAGCCUGCUCAACCAGGUGCUCCACACAGGUGUGUUACGGUAUCCCUCACACCCUGUCAGUGUCUACCAUACCAUUAUUCAAAUAGGUUUCUGGGGACUAGAUCAAUCGAUGGUUGGAGACGGCUCCUUCAACAGCCAAUCCUCAACGUCAUUUUUCAAUUCAAUUCCAUUCAAUAAAUAGUUAUUGUGUCCAAAGGGCAAUUCGUUUGCAACAUAACAAAUACAUACAAAAGGCUUAGGACUCCAUGCAACAACAAAAAAAGACUAUACAAAUGUGUUUGGUGAUUUUUCUAUCUACAGUAACGCAGGUGAAGUGGUUAUUAAUUUAAUUGACCAAUAAAAACGAAUUAGACCUUUGAAGAUGUGGUGUUCAGCCCUUGCGUAGUUUCAAUUGGCCGGCUCCUGGCUCGACCCCCGUCACUCCAUGGGAGUGUGACUUAGUGAAGCGUUUAGGACAAAUUGAUUGGCUUGGGGCUCGGGGAUGAGGCUGAAGUUGGAGGGAGUGCAGACUGCAGAGAACAGCUCCUCUCCAUAAAAUAAAUGAAUGAAUGGCUGGAGAGAGAGUCAGGUCCGUUCAGGUCAGAGAAGGAAAUCAAUAUGUUUCUAUUAUUUCUCCAGUGUGCUUCAGGUUAAUGUUUUACCCAUUCAGUUAUAUGGACAGAUAAAUCAGGGUUAUGUUCAGUUGGGUGGAAAUGUUUUGAAACAGAGUGAAACAGUGAGGUACUUCCUGAACACACAUUCCUGCCUUCCAUUGCAAAAUGUUUUAGACGGUGUGCCCUGCUGAACAUGACCCAGUACUAUGGCAUGGCCCAACUUGUCACAGAGAUGCAUUCGAUGUGUUUUUCUACUAAAUUAUAUGGGUAUGGCUCAUCAUGUUGACCUUUGACCCCCCACCCCCCUAGAUCAUGUGGUGAGCUACAAGGACCUGAUGUCCCUGGUUCAGCUGACUCACCGGGCCGGGCCCAGCGUACGCCUGCUCGUGUGCAAUAGGGUGAGGGAACACACACACACACACACACACACACACACAGAGAGAGAGAGGAAACACACUAACUGAUUAAUAAGACACACAUACAGGUAUAAGCCUGUCCUCAGGGUAGAAACAGACAUCCUCCUACAUACCAGAUUUUUGAUAUCCAUAAUAAUUCAUUCACAACAUCAACCAUGCAUGAAAUCUUUGAAAUUAUGGUAUUAUACAACGUCUUACAUUUUAGUCAUUUAGCAGACGCUCUUAUCCAGAGCGACUUAGUUAGUGAGUGCAUACAGUUAGUGAGUGCAUACAAGCGAAGCUUGUUCUAAAAUACUGUAUGUGGCUUUGAUCUUCCUAAAGCUCUAUUCUCUCCCUCUAUACAUCCUCCUCUCUCUCCUCCUCCUCCCUCUCCUCCUCCUCCCUCUCUCUCUCUCCUCCUCCUCCCUCGCUCUCUCCCUCCUCCCUGUCUCUCCUUCCCUCCUCCCUCUCCCUCCCGCUUUCUCUCUCCUUCCUCCCCUCUCUCUCUCAUCCUCCUCCCUCUCCUUCCCUCCUCCCUGUCUCUCCUUCCCUCCUCAUCCUCCUCCCUCCCUCUCUCCUUCCCUCCUCCCUCUCUCCUUCCCUCCUCCCUCUCUCUCCUUCCCUCCUCCCCCUCCUCUCCCUCCUCCUCCCUUCCUCCCCUCUCCUCCUUCCCGCUCUCUCUUCCCUCGCUCCACUCCUCCUCCCUCCCUCUCUCCUUCCCUCCUCCCUCUCUCCUCCUCCUCCUCCCGUCUCCUCUUCCCCUCCUCCCUCCUUCCCCUCCUCCCUCUCCUCCUCCCUCUCUCCUCCCUCCUCUCCUCUCUCCUCCCUCUCCUCCUCUCUCUCUCCCUCCUCCCCUCUCUCCUUCCUCUCCUCCUCCCUCCUUCGCCUCCUCCGUCUCUCUCCUCCUCCUCCUCCCUUCUCUCCUCUCCUCCUCUCUCCUCCUCCUCUUCCGUCCCUCCUCCCCCUUCCCCCUCCUCUGCUCUCUCUCCCCUCCUUCCUCCUCCUCCUCCCUCUCCUCCCUCCCCCUCCCUCUCUCCUCCCUCCUCCUCCCUCCCCCUCAAAAAAAACGAAAAAAAAAAGAUCUACAGUUCCCGUCCUCCCUCUCCUCCUUCCGUCUCAGCCUCUCCCUCCUCCUCCUCAUCUCUCUCCUCCUCCCCUCUCCUCUCCUCUUCCUCUCUCCUCCUCCCUCCUUCCUUCCUCCUCCCCCCGUCUCCUUGCCCUCUACCUCUCUCUCUCCCUCUCUCCUCCAUCUCUCUCUUCCUCUCUUCUUCCCUCCCUGCAUCCCUCCUUUUUUCUCCAUCCCCCCCAAAAACAUAUUGAAUCGAUGAUGAUGUAAAUAAAUUGAAACAUAAAGUAGGCGUAAUACUAAUAAUACUAAUUGAAUAGUAACCAGUAACAGGUCAGUAAUGUUGAAUGAGCAUAAUGAAUACACCGGUAUUCACUGCUCUCUCUCCCUCCUCCCUCCAAUAAUGAAUACACCGGUAGCAAUAUCACUGCUCUCUCUCCCUCCUCCCUCCAAUAAUGAAUACACAGGUAAUAAUAUCACUGCUCUCUCUCCCUCCAAUAAUGAAUACACGGUAAUUCCUGCUCUCUCUCCCUCCUCCCUCCAAUAAUGAAUACCACAGGUAAUAUAUCACUGCUCUCUCUCCCUCCUCCCCUCCAAUAAUGAAUAAACACCGGUAAUAUCAACUGCUCUCUCUCCUCCUCCCUCCAAUAAUGAAUACACCGGUUAGCAAUAUCACUGCUCUCUCUCCCUCCUCCCUCCAAUAUGAAUACACAGUAAUAAUAUCACUGCUCUCUCUCCCUCCUCCUCCAAUAAUGAAAUAACACAGGUAAUAAUAUCACUGCUCUCUCUCCCAUCCAUCCCUCCAAUAAUGAAUACCAAGGUAAUAAUAUCACUGCUAUCUCUCCCCUCCUCCCUCCAAUAAUGAAUACACAGGUAAUAAUGAUCACUGCUCUCUCUCUCCCCCUCCCUCCAAUAAUGACAUACACAGGUAAUAAUAUCACUGCUCUCUUCCCUCCUCCCUCCAAUAAUGAAUACAACAGGUAAUAAUCCUGCUCUCUCUCCCUCCUCCCUCCAAUAAUGAAUACCACAGGUAAAAUAUCACUGCUCUCUCUCCCUCCUCCCUCCAAUAAUGAAUACACAGGUAAUAAUAUCACUGCUCUCUCUCCCUCCUCCCUCCAAUAAUGAAUACACAGGUAAUAAUAUCACUGCUCUCUCUCCCUCCUCCCUCCAAUAAUGAAUACACAGUAAUAAUAUCACUGCUCUCUCUCCCUCCUCCCUCCAAUAAUGAAUAACACGGUAAUAUACACUGCUCUCUCUCCCUCCUCCCUCCAAUAAUGAAUACACAGGUAAUAAUAUCACUGCUCUCUCUCCCUCCUCCCUCCAAUAAUGAAUACACAGGUAAUAAUAUCACUGCUCUCUCUCCCUCCUCCCUCCAAUAAUGAAUACACAGGUAAUAAUAUCACUGCUCUCUCUCCCUCCUCCCUCCAAUAAUGAAUACACCAGGUAUAAUAUCACUGCUCUCUCUCCCUCCUCCCUCCAAUAAUGAAUACACAGGUAAUAAUAUCACUGCUCUCUGUCCCUCUAGCUGUACCAGCUCCUCCAGUCCCAGCAGGAUGCGGCGCGGGAGAUCUCCAGGCAGCUGUGCUGGCAGGAGACCCUGAUGAGGCUGUUCCUGCGCUCCCCCUGCGAGGGCGGCACGGGGCGGGGCGACGACGCCAGCACCUGCAGCCUGGACCUCAACCUCAGCCGGGGCAGUGGCAGUCGCCUAGAACUACCCCUGGAGAGGAGGGGCCGAGCAGGCAGCGGCGGAAGACUGGUGGAUGAAGACCGCCUCAGCAUCAGCUCCAGAAGAUCAGUGGAUAGUCUUGAAAACGGGGAUCUACUCUCACUUCUGGACACGCCCGUUAGUCAGAUUGGGGAGGGCCAGUUGCUCAAGCCCUGGGCCUCUGGGGUUUCUGGGGGAUGGAAAGCAGGGGGGUUGAGUUUGGAUCUGUCCCACGUGAGUGCCUACGAGGGCGGGGAGAGCGGCAACCAGACGCCGGGGAGCAUGGCCAGCACGCCAUCGCCGCUGGACACGUCGGCCAAGGCCUUCCCAGACGCCUCAUCGGCGUCCCUCACCGAGGACCGCUUCCUGUUCAGCGAUAACAUGUCGCUGGGGGAGUCGUUCAGCUGCAUCGAGGUGAGACGCCGGCCGGCUGCAUCUCAAUAGUAUAUAGUGGCUUCCUCUCCUCCUCAGUCUAGCUAGCCAGUCACAAUGGGUCCAUCUCAAUAGUCUGAAGUGGUUUCCUCUAGGUAGGUGGUUUCCUGAAGACCCUAGGAACAGUUUGGCCAGUCACAGAGGGUCCAUCUCAAUCGUCUGAAGUGGUUUCCUCUAGGUAGGUGGAAGCUAAUUCCUGGUAGGGAUCCAGAUCCACCCUAUUGGUUUCACCUGUAACCUUUUUUUCCAUUAGUGAAGAGUAAAGGAGUGGAGGAGAGGAAGCCAAUUAAGACUAUUGACAUACACCCACUGUGGUGCCAGAGUGUUCUUAUGGCCCUCAGGUCCUCUGAACCCCCAGCAGACUUUGAAUGAAAUGUCGAUAUAAAAUGUCACAGCCCCAUUAGGCCUCAUCUAUAGAUGGGGAGAAUCUCAAUUGCGUUUCCUUGACUCCUUGCAUCCUCUCUCCUCGUCUCCUUCUCAAAACCCAUUGGAUGAGAAAGUCAGAGGUCCCUCUGUUUUGGAUGGGUUUUGAGAAGGAGGCGAGGAGAGAGGACGCGAGGAGUCAAGGAAAUGCAAUUGAGAUUCUCCCAUGGACUGACGUCAGUAGGGCCAGACAUGGGGGGGUCAAACCACACCAUGGAGGCCUCUGUGUUUCUCUCUAUCUGUACCUGGAUGUGACUCUCACUGACUCCCUCCUCUCUGUCUCCCCCUAGCGGACGGAGGAGGAGCUGUCUCGCAUGCUGCUGGAGAUCGUGCUGUGCGUGAUGUGGCGCGGCGUGGAGGGCUCGGACGAUGCUGCCUGGCUGGAGCGGGGGCAGGUGUUCUCAGCCCUCACCAAGCUGGGCACUACCAACGAGCUGCUGCUGCCUGUUGACCACAUCAAGCUCAGGUGGACACAGUGGCAUUUCUUGGAUUGCCUGCAUGGUGACAUGACUGUAGUAAGGAGUGGGAACCAGCCUGCAUGGUGACAUGACUGUAGUAAGGAGUGGGAACCAGCCUGCAUGGUGACAUGACUGUAGUAAGGAGUGGGAACCAGCCUGCAUGGUGACAUGACUGUAGUUGAUCAAUGUGCAAUAUGUUUAGUGUUCUUUCGCGUCAGUCUUGAAGAGGUGGUUUGGUUCUCGGGUCCUCAUUCACAUUUUGUUUGACAUGUCUUUCUCUCUCUCUCUCUCUCUCUCUCUCUCUCUCUCUCUCUCUCUCUCUCUCUCUCUCUCUCUCUCUCUCUCUCUCUCUCCUCUCUCUGUCUCUCUCUCUCUUCUCCUUCUUCUUUCUAUCCUCCCUCAUUCUACUUUCCUCCCCUUUCCCUCCCUCCAUCCCCCUCUCCUCCCCUCCCUCUUCCCCCGUCACCCCAGUCUGAUGGAGAGGAUGCUGGAGUGGGCCGUGACUGACAACCGGGAGGCCACGGCAGCCAUGUUGCCCCAGCACACAGAGAACGCCGUGCGGCUGCUCCACGUGGUGCAGGACUUCCUGCAGGCCGAGGGCCUGGUCAACCCCACCCUGUGGACAGAGAAGGUUAUUAGUGGUAGUAGCAGGAUCAUUUUAAACCUAUUUAAUUGAAUAACACCAUCCAGGUAUUUAAUUGAAAUGUACUUUAGGUGCUGGAGGAGACGGUGACUCUGAUGGACAGUCUAAUGGUGUGGUACUCAUCAGGGACCCAGUGGCUGCAGCUGUCCCAGGUGGGCCUGAGGCUUCUGCUGGGCUUUAUGGCCCAGGAAGACCCCCAGGUGAGAAGCUGUCCAGUGUCGCAUACCUCAACUUCAUAAUAAUUAUAAUCUAUGCGAUUUAGCAGACGCUUUUUAUCCAAAGCGACUUAGUCACGCUUGCACACGUAAACUUUCACUCUCUAAACCAGUUGUACUCAAACCUUUUCAGUUUAGGCCCCCUUGAGGGUCACCUGCCUCACCCCAAUUCUCAUUUAAGGCACCAUAUCGCCAGCUGUCCCAUGGUAAUGAACGUGUCGGGAGUCGGGACGAGACAGACAGGCAGGCAGCGUUUCUCAGCCAGUUGAAAUCAUGAAUCAGCUGGUGUCAUUUUUAUGGAUUUAUACAAAGAAAUUAAGAAAAGGUCAAACGAAACGAAGUGCAGCUAGUUUGCAGUCUUUCCAGCUUCAGUUUGAAGUGAUUGUGUUAGCUGUGUUGUUGGCUAGCUCCUCUGAACAACACUGUCCUGACGAGAGAGCACAUUUUCUAUGCCAGGCGAAAUCGCGCCUCAUUAGCUCAUUGUUAUGGAUGUAUCCAAAUAAAUGUCACUAGAAAACAGCUUGUGCAAAUGAACUGUUGUUAUUCUGGCUGCACUGUUUGACGUGACUGUAAAUUAGCUGUAGUUGGUUAGCUAGCCAGCAAGGGAUAAGAACGUUGCCAGCCAGUAUGGCAAUAGAACAAAAAGACCGAACGACCAGCCAGUUUGGGUAGCAACCCUAGAUUUGUGUCGGGACUAAAUCUUGCGGAAGGAUGAAAUACUGUGAUUAAAUUAAUCAAAAGAAAGUUUUUAAUGAAAAUAUGUCCAUUAUUUGAAUAUGUUGGUAAACCCGUUGUAUAAAAGUGAUAAUGCCCUCGAAGCCGGUGUUUGGAGGAUAUAUUGGCACAGUUUGCUGGACCUCGACUUUGUCUCUGGCCUAACAACACCAGUGCCAAUAUAUCCUCCAAACACCGGCUUCUCAGGCAUUAUCACUUCAAAGAACCAUCAGGUGUCCUGUCAUCUUAUUCAGAAUGCUUGUCUUCCUUUUUACCAGGUGUGUGCCUUGGCCACAGCCAAGCUGAACGGCAUCCUGCAGACCAAGAGUGUGGAGACUCAGGACGAGGCGUGUUACCUGCUGGGCAAGGUGGAGGGCAUCCUGAGACGCUCUGUAGGGGGGCAGACAGAGGAGACCUAUAUGUGCCUGGUGCCCCUGCUCCGCACGCUGCUCUCCAAGGUGCGUACACACACACACACACACACACGAAGACAUGCAUGAUGAACAAUCACAAUGAAGUAGGUGAAUCCGUAUCAAACAUUCCAAAGAGGCUUGCUGACUGUUUUCUUAAAUAACGGUAAAUACACCUUGGCACAUAGACAAAACACACCAAGGGUCGGUGUCUAGGACAGAGAGUUACACUAGUCCUGGACUUAAGAGCUAUUUCAAUGAACAAAAACAAAAUGCUUUCGGCCUGUAAUAUGUCAAUACCUCACAACACUUUGUAUUAUUAGAAUGUCUUGUAAUAUCUGGUGGGGACUGCAGGUGAACAAGCUGCUGUACAUGGAGCUGCACCUGCCCCAGCUGCCUGACACCAACGGCAGCCCCUCCUUCUUCGAGGACUUCCAGCUCUACUGCAACUCCCCCGAGUGGAGGGUCUACCUCGACAAAUACGUGAGGGACUUGCCCAAUGCCUUACUAAGUCAUCGCUAAUCAUUGCAUUCAACUCUUGAAGAGCAGAAAGAAAUGUGUUGAGAAAUUGAAGAUCAACCUUAAAGAUGAGAAAAAAACGAGAUCAUUUCUGAGAAAUCUGUCAAAACCUCCAGUGCCGAAGGGAGCGAGUUUGAGAUGAAGAAAUAAUGACUUUUGAUUCCCCCAUUUAAUUGGUUCUCUCUGUCCUCAGAUCAUCCCCUAUAUGAAGCAGUAUGAGAUUGAGACGUUUAGCCAGGGUCACGAGACCAUGGCUCUGUUCUGGAAGGAGUGCUACGAAAGCUUCAUGGUCAACCUGCACAAGAGAGAGAGGGAGCGGGGGGAGAGCAAGAUACGCUUCCAGGUGACACACACACACACACACACAGAUACACACACACACACACAGAUACACACAGACAGACAGAUACAGACAGACACACAGACACACAGACACAGACAGACACAUAGACCGACAGACAGAAACACACACACACACAGACAGACAGACAGACAGACAGAAACACACACAGACACACACAAACACACACAGGAGUAAGAUCCACUUUCUAGUGAGCUACGUAUAAUAAUGCUGUAACAUGGAAAUGUAACGUCAGGCCUCAGUAACACAAAGCAUAUUGCCUUGUGGUGUGCUACACACCCGAACACUGACUCCCCUUUCCUUACCCCGCCGUCCCUCAGGAGCAGUUUGUGGAGCCCUUCUCUCGGCGCGGGAGGCAGGAGAACCUGCGCUACAACAGCAUGCUGAAGCAGCUUCACAGCCAACACAGCGCCGCCCUCAGGCAGUGGAGAGCAGCGCGGCGUGGCCUGGUGUGCGAGCGAGGGCCCUGGGCAGACAGGUAACGGCCAGACACGUGAUAUUUAGUAUAAUGUAUACACUAUUAUAUAGAAUAAAUGUUUAUGUAAUAUGUCUAAUAAUAAUCUAAUAUAUAUGUUUAUGUAUAUGUAAUUACUUCAGCACCACGGCAAACACAUGAUCAGCCAAAGAACUGUUGUCCACUGUCCUCUAGUCAAUCAAUCCAUUCAAUCAAUCAAUCAAUCCAGUUUAUUUUAUAAAGCCCUUUUUUUACAUCAGCAUUUGCAACAAACUGCUUUACAGAUACCCAGUCUAAAAUCCCAAAGAGCAAGCAAUGCAGAGGCAGAAGCAUGGUAGCUUGGAAAAACUCCCUAGAAGACAAACUCCCCAGAAUAUUUUCUGGGUAUCUCUCUUAUGUUCAGUUUGUUCUUCAGUUCAUGAAACUUGGUUGAAGUUCUCCUGUCUGUUGUUUUCUCAGGCAGCAGAGUGAGAUGCACUGGCGAGUGUCCAGCGCAGAGAACUACUCCCGCAUGAGACUCAAACUGGUGCGCAGCUACAACUAUGACGACCACCGCCAGGCCAGCGCUCUCAGGGACAACCUGGGUAAGAGAGGCAGCUUCUCUGGUUCCCCUAACAAGGCAUCGCUGGAAUCUGAAUAAACCACCAUGUUGCUGCAGACACUGACCCUUCUCGCCUUCCUCCUCCUCUUCUUCAUCUUCUUCAUCCUCCCCCUCCUCCUCUUCCUCUUCUUCAUCCUCCUCUAACUCUUCCUCCUCCUCUAACUCUUCCUCUUCUUCUUCCUCCUCUAACUCUUCCUCCGCCUCUUGUUCCUCCUCUUCUUCCUCCUCCUCUAUCUCUUCCUCUUCUUCCUCCUCCUCUUGUUCCUCCUCUGCUUCCCCCUCCUCUAACUCUUCUUCUUCCUCCUCUUCCUCCUCCUCUCCCUCGUCCCCCAGGUGUCCAGCAGCAGAGGAUGACAGCUGAGUCCUUACUGCUGGAGGCAGUCAAGCAGGUGAAGGUCAGCGACCUGGAGGAUGACAUCCUGGAGCUGCCUGAAGACGACCCUGCAGCGACCAACAACACGUCAGUACACUCUCAACAUUGGCUAGAAUUGUUCUGUAUUGUGUUUUGUGUCUGCUGUAGACUGUUGGGUGGCUUUGACUGCAAACGUGAAUGGACAUGUUCACCUGUCUGUCUGUUUCUCUCUCUCUCUCUCCAGGGGUGAGGUGGAGGAGGCAGGCCAGAAGGAGAAGCUGGUUCUGUGGGAGGACUGUGAGCUGGUCACCCAGGUGGAUGUCAGCCCUGGACGUCUGGAGCUCACCACCCAACACAUCUACUUCUAUGACAGCAGCACCGAGAAGGAGGAGGGUGAGGAGGGAAGAGGGAGAGGAAGAUAGGAGGGACGUGGGGGUUAGAGGAAGAGUUGUCCAGAAGGAGGAGGGUGAGGAGGGGAGAGGGAGAGGAAGAUUGGAGGGACGUGGGGGUUAGAGGAAGAGUUGUCCAGAAGGAGGAGGGUGAGGAGGGAAGAGGGAGAGGAAGAUUGGAGGGACGUGGGGGUUAGAGGAAGAGUUGUCCAGAAGGAGGAGGGUGAGGAGGGAAGAGGGAGAGGAAGAUUGGAGGGACGUGGGGGUUAGAGGAAGAUUGUCCAGAGAGGAGGAUGAGGAGGGAAGAGGGAGAGGAAGAUAGGAGGGACGUGGGGGUUAGAGGAAGAGUUGUCCAGAAGGAGGAGGGUGAGGAGGGGAGAGGGAGAGGAAGAUAGGAGGGACGUGGGGGUUAGAGGAAGAGUUGUCAUUAGUAAGAAAGAGAGUGAAAGGAAGGCUGCAGAUGGGUGAGCGAGUGGAGCAGGAGUUGAUAAACCAGAGGUUAUAGAUGGGUUAUGACCAGGCAUGUACAAUAGAUACAUACUACACUGUUAAAUGCUCUCAUUGUGUUGUCUUAGACAUAGAAGUGCAGCUGCUCCCACAUGCAAUACACCUCACAUAUUAAUACAUCAUGUAAUGUAGGGUUAUGAUUAGGGCCUGGAGUUUUCCUAUGGUCAGGUCCCUAGUUAGGUCAAACUCCUGGCCCUAUGUAUAAUACAUAACCAACCCCCUUUGUCCUUCUCUGUCCUCCUGUCCCCCCGCCCGCCCAUCCGUCUCUGUCCCCGUCCGUCUGUCCCCCCUCCCGUCUCUGUCUCCUCCUGUCCAUCAAUCUGUCCCCCCUCCACUCCUGUCCCUCUGUCCGUCCCUCUGUCUGUCCUUCCAGGUGUUGGUCAGGACUUUAAGUGGCCUCUAUCUCAGAUCCGGGAGAUCCACCUGCGCAGGUACAACCUCCGCCGCUCUGCCCUGGAGAUCUUCCUCAUAGACCAGACCAACUACUUCCUCAACUUUAAGAAAGAGGUAAGGCCUGUUCUGGGAUCUGUUUUUUAUAUGGAUUGAGAACGGUGUACCCCCAUCCAUUUCACUACUUGCUCUAUUCCAGAACUAGCAGAUUCAAGUCAUCAAGGGCUAGUCCUGGAAUAGCUAAAAUCAGUAGAUGGGGGGUGUUUGAGGAGAGGUUUGGGAAACAGUUAUGUAGAAGAAAUGACUAAAUAGGCCUGGAGUACUGGGGUGUGUUGAGUACGGUGAAACGUUAAGAGCGUUGCAAAUGGAAAUGGGACAAAUAGAACCUGUACUACUCCCUAUUCUACAUGACAGACAAUCAUAUCUGUUCUACAUAAUAUAUUUCGAUCUGACCAUUCUGAAAGGUUUCGCACUUUUGAACAGAACCCUCAUGUUGGAAUCUUCCGUGUGGUUUGAUUGACAGGUGCGGAACAAGGUGUACAGCAGGAUGCUGCUGCUGCGCUCCCUCAGCCUGUACGGUACACGCUCACCGCAGGAGCUGCUCAAGGCCUCCGGACUCACACAGGUCAGGGGUCAAAAGUUCACCUGGGAGAUCAGGGUCGUGUUCUGUAGAGAGAAAGUGGUUUGAAACGGAGUGAAACAGGGUGAUACUCCCUGAACUGGUCUAAUGAGAACAUUAUUAUUAUUAAUUUUUUUGCAGAACAUUUUGUUACGUUGUACCCUACUGAGCAUGACCCAUGUUAAGUAGUCAAGUGUUGACAGGUUUUGUUAAACCCCUCUCUCUCUUGUCUUUGGUAGAAAUGGGUGAACCGAGAGAUGACCAACUUUGACUACCUGAUCCAGCUGAACACCAUCGCGGGCCGAACCUAUAACGACCUGUCUCAGUACCCAGUGGUACGUUCCGUUAACACGGACCCUAUGGGGGAAGAUGUGGAAUAUACCAUCUUGGUGAUCUGUUAAGGGGUGUUGAUAAUUUAGUUUAAUUGUGUGUGUGUGUAUCCAGUUUCCCUGGAUCCUGUCGGACUACACAUCAGAGGAGCUGGACCUGACAGACCCACGGGUGUUCCGGGACCUGUCCAAGCCAGUGGCCGUACUCAAUGAGCGGAACGCCAAGGCUGUCCGGGAGAAGUACGUUCUCUCAAAACGUCUCUCACUGAGCCACUGCUGCUUCUACAUACCUGCAUUACGUGACAUGUUCCAGGGUGGCAGUGUGUUCAUUACUUCUCUUCACUGCACAAGUGUCCUCGUCCAUAGAAUUAGACUUACUACAAUAGAGCACUUUAUUACCGUUGAGGAAAUGUCUCUUUUGAGGGCGAUAAUUGUAUUCUAUUCUAGUAAAUAUAGUAAGUAAUUGUAAUGUUAAGUCCACGUCUCCCUGUCUGUAGGUAUGAGAGUUUUGAGGACCCCACGGGGACCAUCGACCGGUUCCACUAUGGUACCCACUACUCCAACGCAGCAGGAGUCAUGCACUAUCUCAUCCGCGUGGAACCCUUCACGUCCCUCCACAUCGCAUUACAGAGUGGACGGUAAGCAAUGGGUUUUGGUAAAGGGGUAAUCAGACUAGAAAACUCAGGCCAGAAGUUAACAGCAUUAAAGUCCUGAGGGUUAUCAGGGCUGGGGUUGUACCAGUCAAAUUGCUGUGGUCUGAGCAGCUUUGUCCGUUCUAGUCAUUCUAGUUCUGUGAUUACACAUGUAUUCCAACUGACAAUCAAAUGUAUCUAUGCUCUUGUCUGGAGAGGUGCUAUUGUACUGAUGUCAGUCAGGCCAGAAGUCUUUCCCUCACCGAGCUCUAGCCUUACUAGAUCCACAGUUUGUCUUGGUCAGGUCACAUGGUCAGCAAAACCAUCCUGUCUUUAGUACUAUGGCAUAAUUGAAGACCAUUGGCUGUUGGUGUUCCUCCCUCGGUCCAGGUUUGACUGUGCGGACCGUCAGUUCCACUCCAUCCCAGCUUUGUGGCAGACCCUCAUGGACAACCCCAACGACGUCAAGGAGCUCAUCCCAGAGUUCUUCUACUUCCCAGAGUUCCUGGAGAAUCAGAACGGUGAGAUGAGUUCUGUGUCUGUAGAGAAUCACAGACACACUGGCUAUGUUGAUUGACUGUCCAUACUAGCACGCCACAUGCUGUGGUGUUCACACAGUCCAUCAGAGAACAUCUGGAUUCAUCUCUACUGGACCGGUUCAGAUUUUGUCAGUUGCGUUCAGAUUGUUGAACACUGGAACCUGUUCCAAUCGGACGAAAUCUAAAACUGACCCAAUUACACCAUGAAUCGUAAAAACUGAGAAUCUCAUUUUAAAACUGGAUUUUGUCCAUUUUAUUUUUAUCAAGUCACACUGCCAGACUGAUGGAAUCCACCUUCCCUCCACUGUCCUCUGUUCAUCUCCUCCUCUCUCAUUCCCUCUAGCCUUUGAUCUGGGGCGCCUGCAGAUCUCCAAGGAGAGGGUGAAUGACGUCAUCCUGCCUAAAUGGGCCAAGUCUCCAGAGGACUUCAUUUAUAAGCACAGGAAAGCCCUGGUGAGCCUCCUUUUCUCAUGGACAGUCACCAUUACCAUACUGCUUUAAACCCAAGGGGGAAAAACCUCUCUUAACUCAAUAGGAUCACCCACAUUCCUUUACAAUGAGGUGCAGGAGAAAUGCAUUCCACAGAGUAGUAUUUAGUGAUUAGUUGGUGUGGGUGGUAUAUGUGUGUGUCUUUCUGUGUUUGUGUUUUAUUGCUCAUGUGUGUUGUGUAACAGGAGUCGGAGUACGUGUCGGCCCACCUGCAAGACUGGAUCGAUCUGAUCUUCGGUUACAAACAGCGAGGCCCCGCGGCCGUGGAGGCACUCAAUGUCUUCUACUACUGCACCUACGAAGGUACGGACGCUAUCACUACACCCAUAGACUCCCACUCAUACAAUAGCACUGAUGCUAAAGAAACGCUGCACCUACGAAUGUACAGACGCUAACACUAAACCCAUAGACUCCCACUCAUACAAUAGCACUGAUGCUAAAGAAACGCUGCACCUACGAAGGUACAGACGCUAACACUAAACCCAUAGACUCCCACUCAUACAAUAGCACUGGUGCUAAAGAAACGCUGCACCUACGAAGGUACAGACGCUAACACUAAACCCAUAGACUCCCACUCAUACAAUAGCACUGAUGCUAAAGAAACGCUGCACCUACGAAGGUACAGACGCUAACACUAAACCCAUAGACUCCCACUCAUACAAUAGCACUGAUGCUAAAGAAACGCUGCACCUACGAAGGUACAGACGCUAACACUAAACCCAUAUACUCCCACUCAUACAAUAGCACUGAUGCUAAAGAAACGCUGCACCUACGAAGGUACAGACGCUAACACUAAACCCAUAGACUCCCACUCAUACAAUAGCACUGAUGCUAAAGAAACGCUGCACCUACGAAGGUACGGACGCUAACACUAAACCCAUAGACUCUCAUUGAUACAAUAGCACUGAUGCUAAAGAAACGCUAGACCUACAGUAUAUUACUAUAUUAUGGCACUUUACUAAAGCGUUUGUCUCUGGUUUUGCUGUAGGGGCAGUGGACCUGGAUGCCAUCACUGAUGAGAAGGAACGUAAAGCUGUAGAGGGGAUGAUCAGUAACUUUGGACAGACUCCCUGCCAGCUGCUCAAGGUACUGGAAAACACAGUCUUGACCUGACCAGGAAAAACCUCCAGGCCUUCCUCAUGAGAUGAGCCCUUUGGAACACUAAUUGAUGAACCGGUUAAUUAGGAAUCAUUGGGAAUGAGGUUUUAACGGGUUGUUUAGAACAGUGAUUCUCAUCUCCGGUCUUUGAGUACCUUCAACAGUACUCAUUAUUGUAACCCCAGACAAACACCUUAUUAAACUAGUCAAUAGCUUGAUGAUUAGUUUGGCCAGGGCUACAACAAAAAUGAGUGCUAGUGGGGGUACUCAGGGAUCUUAACUGAGAAACACUGGUUUAGAAUAGGUGUUUUAGAUGUAGGUCUAUAAGUCAAAUCAAAUGUUAUUUGUCAUAUACACGUGUUUAGCAGAUGUUAUUGCGGGUGUAGCGAAAUGCUUGUGCUUCUAGCUCCGACAGUGCAGUAAUAUCUAACAAGUAAUAUCUAACAAUUUCACAACAUAUACCCAAUACACACAAAUCUAAGUAAGGAAUGGAAUUAAGAAUAUAUAAAUAUAUGGACAAGCAAUGACAGAGCGGCAUGGACUAAGAUACAGUAGAAUAUUAUAGAAUACAGGAUAUACAUAUGAGAUGAGUAAUGCAAGAUAUAUAAACAUUAUUAAGUGACUAAGAUACAGUAGAAUAGUAUAGAAUACAGUAUAUACAUAUGAGAUGAGUAAUGCAAGAUAUGUAAACAUUAUUAAAGUGACAAGUGUUCCAUUUCUUAAAGUGGCCAGUGAUUUCUAUAGUGAUGGAUUGUCUGUGUGUAUAGGAGCCACACCCUGUACGUCUGUCUCUGGAGGAGGUGGAGAAGAGGAAAGUUCGACUAGACGCCUCGCCCCUCAGCAUCUUCGAGCACCUUACCGAACUCAAGUCCUUCUUUGUCGAGGUUCGAUUUUACACACACACACAAAGCAUAUGAUCAUGACCCUCUUUGUUGGUUAUUGUAAAGCAAUUUAUAAAAACUGUUUAUAAAAAAAAAAAUGACUUCAUAUAUAAAUGUGAUUGAUUUUGUAGGGGAUUAGUGACGACAUGCCUCUGGUGAAAGCCGUGGUCCCCAAGAACCAGUCCCACUCCUUCAUCACCCAGGGCAGCCCAGACACUAUGGUGACCCUGAGUCAGAACUGUCUGAUGGGGACACACGGCUGGCUGCCUUACGACAAGAACAUCUCCAACUACUUUACCUUCAUCAAGGACCCCACCGUGGCCAACCCCAAGUGAGUCCCUCCCCAGUACCUCCCCCUUUCUACUUGAAACUGUGGUGCAUUGUGGUCUGACUGGGAGACUGGAGCCCUGGUCGACUUCUUAUAAAACAUGUCCUUCCUACCUCAAUUCCUUGAAGUAAUCACUAAUCUGAAAAAGUUUGAUUUGUGACAGCAGUAUGAAGGAUACUCUGCCAUGGCGUAUCCAAGCACAUACAGAUCUGUGAUUACCUCAAGAAUGGGACGAAGGAAUAAUGCACUUUAAAUGUUUUGGAACAUAGCCUUGGAAGGCACUUGAGGCCAAUACUUGGUCAUAAAGUUAUUCUGUGAGUUAUGUAUCCAUUACAGAAUCUGAUGUCUCCUCUUCUCUCUGCUCCUCCCCCUCUCUCUAGGGCCCAGCGGGUCCUGGGCGGGCCCUUCUCUCCGGGCGUGGAGGUGACGGCAGGUCUGUUUGUGGUGUCACAUGACGGGAAGCUCCUGUUCAGCGGUGGCCACUGGGACAACAGCCUGAGGGUCACCUCCCUGGUCAAAGGAAAGACUGUGGGACAGCACAUCAGACACAUGGGUAAGGACGGAUCUCACAAACACACGGACGUGCACACGCACAUACAUGCACUCAGACACACACACUGUCUGGACAUACAGUAUAGUAACUACUUGGUGUUACCUCGAAUCCAUCUCGAGAAAGAUAACGAGAUAGCCUCGCGAGAGCGUCGGAGAGCUCUAACGAGCCACUAAAAAACUAAAAUCUGUAGUAUCGAGAUCUCACUCUACUCCCUCUCUGCCCUCUCCUCUCCUAGCUCGCUCGCUCGAUCAUAUCUCCUCUCUCUCCCUCUCAUAUCGCUCUCUCUCUUCUACAUCUCCCUCUCUACUCUAUCUCUCUCUCUCUCUCUCUCUCUCUCUCUACUCUCUCUCUCUCUCGCUGCUACUCUCUCUCUCUCGCUACUCUGCUACUCGUCUCUCUCUCUCUCUCUCCCUCUCUUCUCUCUCUGCAGACAUAGUGACGUGCCUGUCGACAGACUACUGUGGGAUCCACUUGAUCUCCGGCUCCAGGGACACCACCUGUAUGGUGUGGCAGGUGCUGCAGCAGGUGAGACCAUGAAGCCUGGGGGUUUAUUGGAAUACACUACACUGACUAGAAAGCAUUUGUACUGCAUUGUUACUGUGGAAACGUUUGAUGUUAGUACCCUCUGUUCAGUAGGCAGGAGAGGUUGUGAAAGAGUGAAACAGAUUGAAACAAAUUCAGAUUUCCGUUUUCGGUUGCAAACCGUUUUGCUACAGUGUGCCCUACUGAACACUACCCAGGCAUAUGAGUGUGUGACUGAAUUUUUUGUGUGUCCUACAGGGAGGCUGUCCAGUGGGGCUGUGUCCCAAGCCAGUACAGGUGCUGUAUGGACACACUGACGAGGUGGUGAGCGUCAGCAUCAGCACAGAGCUGGACAUGGCUGUCUCUGGAUCACGGGUAAGAGGCUGGAUGGAUGGAUGAAGAGGUUGGAGGGCUGGAUGGAUGAUGGAUGAAGAGGUUGGAGGGUUGGAUGGAUGGAUGAAGAGGUUGGGUUGGUUGGAUGGAUGGAUGGAUGAAGAGGUUGGGUUGGUUGGAUGGAUGGAUGGAUGAAGAGGUUGGGUUGGUUGGAUGGAUGGAUGGAUGGAUGAAGAGGUUGGGUUGGUUGGAUGGAUGGAUGAAGAGGUUGGAGGGGUGGAUGGAUGGAUGAAGAGGUUGGAGAGGUGGAUGGAUGGAUGAAGAGGUUGGAGGGGUGGAUGGAUGGAUGAAGAGGUUGGAGGGGUGGAUGGAUGGAUGAAGAGGUUGGAGGGUUGGAUGGAUGGAUGGAUGAAGAGGUUGGAGGGUUGGAUGGAUGGAUGGAAGAAGAGGUUGGAGGGGUGGAUGGUUGGAGGAAGAGGUUAGAGGGGUGGACAAAUUGAUAAAGAGAAGUUUGAAGGGUUGGUGGAUAGAUGGAUCUUGCUUUGCUGAUUUUGUGUCUGUUUCUGUGCACUAGGACGGGACGGUGAUCAUCCACACGGUGCGUCGGGGCCAGUACAUGCGGUGUCUGCGGCCUCCCUGUGAGAGCUCCCUGCCUGUCUCCAUCCUGCACCUGGCUAUCUCUUAUGAGGGGUGUGUGGUGGUUCACACCUGUAUAGAGGGCAAGGCCACGCUCAAGGUUGUCUUACAACUCACACAUUGUCUUAAUCGUUUAUUUAGUUAAUUUGUCAUUGAAAAUGUCACGAUUGUCUUCUCUAAAAUCUUCAAAUGUGUUUUGGUGCAGGAGACACAUUUCCAUCUGGACUAAUGAUAAAGACCAUCUAUCUUAUCUAUCGUGUUUAUUAGGUGGUUGUGUAUUUAGUUACUUAGGCUGCGUUUAGACGGGCAGCCCAAUUCUGAUCUUUUAUUCACUCAUUGGUCUUUUGACCAAUUAGAUCAGCUCUGAGAAAGAUCUGAUGUGAUUGGUCAACGGACUAAUUAGUGGAAAAAAGAUCGGUAUUGGGCUGCCUGUGUGAACGCAGCCAUAGCGAGUUACGUAGUGAGUUACUUAGUUAGCUACUUAGUGAGUUACUUAGUUACUUAUUGAGUGAGUUACUUAGAGAAUGAGUUACUUUGAGAAUGAGUUACAUAUGGAGGUGGUUAGUUACUUAUCGAGGUGGUUAGUUAUCGAGUUGGUUAGUUACUUAUUGAGCUGGUUAGUUAGUGAGUUUUUUAAGUUCGAUACUUAUUGAGUUAGUUACUUAGAGAAUGAGUUACAAAUUGAGUUGGUUAGUUACAUAUCGAGUUGGUUAGUUACAUAUCCAGUUGGUUAGUUACAUAUCGAGUUGGUUAGUUACAGAUUGAGCUGGUUAGUUAGUUACUUAGGGAAUGAGUUAGUUACUUAGUGAGUGAGUUAGUGAGUUACUUAGAGAAUGAGUUGGUUAGUUACAUAUAGAGUUGGUUAGUUACUUAUUGAGCUAGUUAGUGAGUUAGAGAAUGAGUUAGUUACAUAUUGAGUUGGUUAGUUACUUAUUGAGUUGGUUAGUGAGUUACUUAGUGAGUUUGUUAGUGAGUUACUUAGUGAGUUACUUAGUGAGUUUGUUAGUGAGUUACUUAGUGAGUUUGUUAGUGAGUUACUUAGUGAGUUACUUAGUGAGUUUGUUAGUGAGUUACUUAGUGUGUUACUUAGUGAGUUUGUUACUUAGUGUUACUUAGAGAAUGAGUUAUUUGCUUAGUGACUGACCUUAGUAGUUUGUGAGUUCGGAUGUAUGACGUACUGCACCAUGAUGCUUAGCAAAACGCUAGUUAACCACUAGUUGUCCUAGAUGGUAUAUUAUGAUUAGGUCCUGGUGAAUGAUUGUCUAUGAUCCUGUCUCUGCAGGAUAAGAACGGCCUGCACCUGUACUCUGUCAAUGGGAAGCACCUGUGUACAGAGGGCCUGAAGGAGCAGGUGACAGACAUGUGUGUGUCCGGGGAUUACCUGGUUAUCGGCAGCGAGCAGGGCUUCCUCUCCAUACGAGACCUGUACAGGUAACCUUGUUUCCUGUGUUUGUCUGUCUGUGUGCACGACUGCACGCAUGCAUAUACAGGGUUUUUUCUGGAUGAAAAAGGGGCUUAGGUGGUGGGCGUGGCAAUGGGCCCGGCUGCACUGCUGAUUUUUAGAUACUUUUUUAAGCUAAUUACUUUAUAUCUGGUUUUAGUCGUUUAAGUUUACACUGAAAGCAGUUUUCCUAAAAACACACGUAGGCAGCCCUCCCGAGGAUCUUAGUGGUAGAAAAAUCCCUGAUAAAUGUAUCUGUCUAACUCAACCCUUCUCUCGGUCUUCCCUGUCUCUCCCCCGGGCAGCCUGUCCCUGUGCGCCGCCCCCAUGGCCAUGCGCGUGCCCGUGCGCUGCGUGUCCGUCACCAAGGAGCAGAGCCACGUGCUGGCGGGCCUGCAGGACGGCAAGCUGAUCAUUGUGGGCGUGGGCAAGCCGGCCGAGGUAAAGAGCUCAUUCAGAAAUUACAUCGCCCAGAGCCUGGAGGGCUCACCCCUCAUGGCAAUGCCACUGCUCGCCCCGCUGAGGGUGCGCUCGCCAGCCCGACGGCUGAGCCUCCGGGACAAGUUCAUGUUUAACCCCCAGGGCCCUAACCCCUGACCCCCUGAGCAGAACACCCCCUGCCCCCACCCCCUCAAUUAAAUUCAAAUAUGUAUUUUUAUUUACCUCAGAGGGAACUUCAUGAACUCACCCUAGAAACUACCACCUCAUACCCUUCUCUCUCUGUUUUGGUGCCAAGAAUUAGUCCUAAAUGACCUGCCCUUCCUUAGCCACAUUCACCUUGGUUGUGUUCAUUAGGCACCAACGGAAGAAAACUGACUGAAACAGCAGAGGGGCUACCUGGACUUUUUCCCAUUUUCUGUUGUAAGACUUGUAGACAUUUUAAAGAAUGUUCCGUUGCGUGCCCUAAUGAACAUGAUGCCCCAGAGUGAGCAGGCCCUGGCCCAUUCUCGCCCUGCAGGGAUUGGUGACCACACACACAGUCAGUAUUACUUGAGACAUUCCAUAAGCCCCCUCUGAAUGAAUACAACACAAUAGGACUGUGAUAUGAAAUAUUACUGUGAUGUGAAAACACGGUCUUCUGUUUCCCUCAUUCUAACCGAGAUUUGACUUAUUUUUGGGCCUUGGGAUGGUGUUGUCCCAUAUUGUUUACCGGAAGUGUGGUGACUAUUGUUUGACUGAUUUAAUAUGUAUUUGUGACAAAUGCUGUGAAUUGCCUUGGAUGAACACCUCUGCAAAUUCAAGCCAUAUGAACGAUAUUAAUAAUAAGCUAUGAUAUAAUAAGAUGCACUAGGCUAUCAUUUAUUCCCCCCUGCUCCUCAAGUGAAAAUGGUUUAACCCUGAUUGUCUUUCUGCUCCUCAAGUGAAAAUGGUUUAAACCUGAUUUCUUCCUCCCUACUGUUCUGAAGUAAGGUUAACUCUAGGGCUGUUAUUAUGAGAUGUUAUGGGAUAGGGAGGGACACAGGGAAUCACCCUCGAAUCAAAGGAUCAUUUGAUCCCCUCCCAGCUUCUCUCACCUUUCUUUUAUACAAAUCGACCCACCUCAAAGUGAAUCAAGGCUUUGAUUUUGAACGGACACUAAGUCAUUCAAGCAUUUCUGUACUAACCGAUCACUCAUAAAUCAUAUCCUACUUUGUUUGUUUCUUUUUGUUACUUUUGACUUCACACUUUCCUCUCCUCCUCCUCCUCCGUCUCUCCUCCUCACUUCCUCCUCCUUUCCUCCACUCUUCUCAGAUGCGUUCAGGCCAGAUCACUCGUAAGCUGUGGGGCUCCAGCAAGCGCCUGACCCAGAUCUCCUCGGGAGAGACAGAGUACCAACCAGCCUGCAACCAGAACUGACCUCACAACCACCCCUUCCACCACCCCUUCCACUACCACCACGCCCCCUCACCCUGCUGCCUGCCUGAUUGGCCCGCCAGCCCUGCCAAUCAUCACAUUCUACCCAAUCAGAUUGAACCACCCAUUGUUUUGAUUGACUGAUGACUGUUUUGGGGGAAUCUUACUCUCCUUUUCUGUUCCUCCCUCUGACUUGGGAAGGACAGACUGACCCACGAGCGGGUGGAAGACAGGUUGCAUGUUUGUGUUUGUUUGUGUGUUUUAACUGUGUGUGAAGGUUGGGCGGAUGUGUAGGACCAUAGGGCAGGUCAGGACGGACCAACCGGCGCGGGCGUCGAGUUUCUGAUCCAACUGUAGGUGCAUGCAUCCCCUCACACACACACCAAACUCCUACCUACCCCCUUAUCCCACCCCAACCCAUCCCCUUCAAUGACACCCAUGGCCAUUACUCUUCAUCUUCCUCCAUCAUCAUCAUCACUAGCACGGUCAGUUCCGUGGUUCCCACUACUACAGAGCCCCUCUAUGCAGACACACACUACAGCAGUCUGAGAUGACCUCUGACCCCUCCACCUCUCAGGCCCAAGGAAAGAAGGGGAUCCCCAACAUAGAAAUAUAAUUACUCCAAUGGGAACACUUCAUAUGGUUGACGGUCCACCCAUCACAUAACACUGACUUCAAUGGGAAUUUCUGUUCUAGUAAUUAUAUUUCUCUGGUCACCAAGAUUACCCACUUCUCUAAACCCUGAGCCCGAGACCACUGAGCGUGUGUGUAUGUACGCUGUUUUUGUUUCUGUGUGUUAUCUCUCGCUGGUUGUUUUCUCCAGUGGCCUUUGUUGACUUGGUUUUGCCUUCCAGUCUGACUAGGCUGUGACCGAUGCCUCAGGGCUCCUAUCCUAUGCAGCGAUAUGCAGCAGUAAGGGGCUAUGUUCAGUCACAAUACAAUGUUUUUGUUUAGUUUUUUGUGUUUGAUGUUACUGAUAAUUUGUUUAGUUCUUUUACAGAUGUGUUCAAGGUGUGUGGUUAGGUUAGGUUGUAUUUUGCGUGGAAUUUCUGGCCCACUCCUCGCUUAGUAUAGAGGACGGGGCUCUAGGGUAGCUAACACUCGUACUAAGCCUAACACACACACUUGUUUGCUAAUGUUCACAUGCAUAGACUCCUCCCUAUUGGAGAAGCCUCUGAUUGCGUUCCAGGUCACCUCUAUUGCAGCCGUGCUACACUUCUCAGUAGAUUUCUAAAUCACAUUCAUGUGGUUCCUGAGAUGUUGAACACUUCUCCAGGCGUUGUGAGAU
Molecule: messenger RNA, 53738 nt
Organism: Coregonus sp. 'balchen'
Lineage: Eukaryota; Metazoa; Chordata; Actinopteri; Salmoniformes; Salmonidae
Source: the annotation of a GenBank genome assembly